Vanessa tameamea is the source of this 48182-nucleotide messenger RNA. RefSeq names its product Muscle-specific protein 300 kDa (gene Msp300). The coding region runs from base 293 to 47953 and encodes 15886 amino acids. The record is from RefSeq and is a predicted model, not a curated record. Gene Ontology annotation, molecular function: actin filament binding. The transcript has 53 exons. Gene Ontology annotation, biological process: nuclear migration. Gene Ontology annotation, cellular component: meiotic nuclear membrane microtubule tethering complex; cytoplasm; nuclear outer membrane. NCBI's taxonomy places the organism in Eukaryota, Metazoa, Arthropoda, Insecta, Lepidoptera, Nymphalidae.
AGCAAGAACGAAACCGCCCGCCCGCCUCAGUCCAUCGUCAACUGCCGUCGACAUUCCCAAAACCAUCGCACCCGAUCGCGCGGUACCGAAAAGUUCACUUGGUUAGCGAGCACACUCGCAAACGGCAAAAAUAAAAUCACACACCAUAUUUGGACGCGCCCGUGAUAACACAAGUGAAAUCGAAAUUUUUACGUGGAUCAGUGACAAGUGAUUUGUGGAUUUUCGAAUUUCCGUGCUACCGCGAUGCAGAUUAAGGCGUGACACACCGGGUUGACAGGAAUCAAUCCGCGCGAUGUCGCAACCGCCACCGGGACGUGGUCGCGCACGACCACCUGGUCCCCCAUCUCCCCUCCACUAUCGACCGCCUUCACCAUGGGCGCCAAGCCCACCACCUCUGAUAUCUGGGCCGAGACAUUCGACUGCCCUCGUCUCACCUCCUCCAGUCCAGCUAUCCCCGAAACCGUUCCGCCCGCUUCAUUCUCCACACUUACGACAGCACUCGCCGUCUCCGAGCUCUCACUUCUCGAUAUCUCCGUAUCCGAUGUCCCCAACGCUGGGUCAAAGCCCUGAGUACUAUUAUUCCUCUCCGUACGAAACGGUUCGCGAGUACGAUUAUGCUGGAGCGCCGUUAGAACCUCCUCCUCCGCCGCGUCCGAUGAUUUACGAAGAAGAUGAGGAAAGAGGACCAUCGACCGCGGAGAUUAUUGCGAAUCAGUCGCAAGAAGGUUAUGUGGAUGAAAAACUCGCCGAGUAUCAAGCGACGAUUCAGCUAUUACAAGACGAACAGGAGAGAGUACAAAAGAAGACAUUCGUUAAUUGGAUCAAUUCGCACUUAUCAAAGCGCAUACCUCCCAUGCGGAUCGACGACCUGAUUUACGACCUACGAGACGGCACAAAGCUCCUGGCUCUACUUGAAGUAUUGUCUGGCGAGAAAUUGCCAAUGGAACGUGGUCGUGUUCUACGACGUCCUCAUUUUUUAUCAAACGCAAACACCGCUCUCCGUUUCCUUGCGGGCAAGCGCAUUAAGUUGGUCAACAUAAACGCAGCUGACCUUGUAGAUGGAAGACCCGCCGUCGUGCUGGGUCUCAUUUGGACCAUCAUCCUCUACUUCCAGAUCGAAGAAAACAGCCGAGCACUUGAAUACCUCGGUGGGUCGCGUUGUGCGUCGGUCAUGUCGCAAGAGUCUGGAGCAGCGACGCCCACGCACAGAGCCGAAGACAGAUGGAAACAGGGUGCAAAGAAAACUCUAUUGCAAUGGGUUGCGAACGCUUUGCCAAAGGACUCGAACAUUCAAGUGACAGAUUUUGGUCCGUCCUGGCGUGAUGGUAUCGCAUUCCUCGCUAUCAUUGACGCUAUCAAGGCUAACCUCAUCAACCUCGCGGAGAUGAAGAGGAAGACAAACAGGCAACGUCUGGAGCACGCGUUUGACGUGGCCGAGACUGCGUUGGGCAUCGCGAGACUGCUGGAUGCAGAGGACGUGGAUGUAGAUAAGCCGGAUGAGAGAUCAAUCAUGACAUAUGUGGCUCAGUUCCUGCACAAAUACCCUGAACCUAAGACGACAGGUCCAGACGCAGUCGCGGCAGUGCAAGAGGAAUACGAAAUGCUGAGAAGUUGGCUCACGGAGCGGGUGUCCGUCGUGCAGCGGCAGUACGACUCCAGGACACUCUCGCGACACUACGAGGACUAUGUCCGCGCCGAAAACGAACGCCUCGCCAGAGAGCCCAUCUAUCAAAAAUUAGAAAAACUCAUGUACACACAGAGCUUAGUGGCCAUCGCCCCCAAAUCUUGGAGGGAGCUUGUGGCGUUGUGGAUCGAGUUGGAGAGGCUGCAUCGAAAAUGGCUCUGGCUUUUAGAUUCCGAUCUCCCCGGAGACUUCCGCGUGGUUGGAGAGUGGCUAGCAAGAGCUGAAUACUUGCUCUACUUUGACGAAAUACCCACAACUUUAGAUGAUAGAACCGCAGCUAUCAUUAGCGAAAAGUUGGAAGAACAUACUUCAUUCUUCGCCGACCUGCCAGAAAUUAUUGACAGAUUCGAGGCAGCGCUAAGAUCUCCUGAUGCAGCGAGCAUACCCGCUGAAAGACUCCAGGAUAUGAAAGAUCGUUUACAAGCAGUCGAUCGCAGGGCUCCACAGAGAAAGGCCAGGUUAAAGUACUUGGAGCACAAGUGUUGUAUUGUAGCAUUCACCGAGCUGACUAAGGCCAAGUUAGCUGCUUGGACUGGAAAAUACGGUCGUAUCGAUCACGUUCGUGCCUUAUUAGACGAUUACGAUAACUUUGUAACUAAAAAUAAAAUUUUCCAAGAAUUUGAUAGAGCCUAUAUUGACAUAAAGCAAGUAGCAGAAGAAUAUAAAAGAGUUUGCGAGGUAGACAGAACAGAGGCUAGAGAAAUUGACGCCUUUUUAAGAGAAAUAUCGGAGAAUUGGAGAAGAGUGGCAUCCGAUGUUAGAUGCGCUCGAAGUGUCUUAGAGGAAGUUAUUGCUCACUGGGAAAGGUGGACAACAUUAUCAGACCAGUUUACACAGUGGUUAGACCGGGCCCAGCAUAUGCUCAGGGUCUCCGAAGAUGAAAGAUUAGAAUUCUUCCAAGACUUAACUGUUUGGAAGGAGAAACACCAACUAUUAGGUGACGCUGCUGGCUUUUUAGCGGCAACAUGUUCGGAAGAAAUAACAACAGAAAUUAAGAGGAAAUACGUAGAAAUUACUGAACGUUGGGAACGCGUUUGGGAUGAAGCUGAACGCUAUGUCCGCGGUGGGGAUGCUCUGCGUCAUAGAAGAGAACUGGCUCAAGGAAUGCAGAAUCUGGACACUUGGUUGAUGGGUGCCGAUAAUUUACUGUCACGGCAACCACGCGCAACCACCGCUGAUAUACAAGCGUACAUCGAUCAGUUGUUGCAACUGAACUCUGAAAUUGAGCAGAACGAGGAAUUAUUCAAAUCUAUAAGCAGAACCUUCCAAAAUGCGAUCGCAGAAUUACCUCGCGAUGAGGUGGAAGCAAACAUGACAAAGCUAAAGCAGCAGAAAGAAGCGCUGGUUCGUGUGCGAGCCACUGUGCCCGUCAAGCUGCACCAGUACCGGCAGCUGCUGGUGCAACACGAGUCGCUCGAGAGCGGCCAACAGGAGAUUGGACAGUGGCUCGACCGGGCCGAGGAAACCCUUAGAACCACCACUGAAACCAGGCGCGAGGUGAUUGAGGAGCGUUACGAAGUGCACCGCAGUUUCUUCUCCCGCACCACAUACUACCGCUCGAUGCUGGAGAGCAAGAACAAGGUGUUCCAGAACAUCGUGCGCGCCGCUGACGCCAACCGCAGCGCUGACGUCAGCGACCAGCUGCGGCUCAUGCGAGACCUCAAUGAGCGAUUUGCUCACUUAUCGUCAGAAGCGACUAAAAAAGAAGCUGAGUUGCAACGCCUUGUGCGAGCCUGGGACGAAUUUGAAACGAAGAAGAGAUCUGUCGAAGAGUGGGCGUCGAGGGCUGAGGCGUUGCUUGCGGAUAGCCGGGUAGACUCCAAGCAGGCUGUGGACUUCCAUAAAAGAUUCUUCCAAGGAGCUGAUGAGAGGGCUGUAUCAGAACUGGUCCGAUCUGGAAGAGAGUUAAUUGAGCUUGUGAACGAAGAAGACCGACCGAAAGUAGUUCAAACGGUAGAAGAAUUACAGCGAAGAUGGAAGGAGCUGCUCGAUAGAGCACCUCCGCACCUCAUGCGCUUGGAGUUCAGAUUAGAUGAAGCAGUAUUCCACCACUGCAUCAAGGAUAUCGAAAAAGAGAUCGUUUAUGAAGAACAAGCCUACAACCAAAGCGACGACGCUGAUGGCAUCCUGAUUCGAAAUGAAGAGUAUUUCCGCAACCAAGGAAAAAUCAUGCAAGUGGAACAGUGUUUACAAAAUCUCAAAAAGAUUUCAGUAAGUUACACGCACCAAACUGAGGACAAAAUGUUAGAAGAAGCUUUAAGGAAGUGUGAGCAGGAAUGGGAGUCAACGGUCCACAGAGUUGAGAACUUUAGGCAACAGUUACAAAGAAUACCAGCGAAAUGGGACGCAUAUAGAGAGAAAUUUAGGGAAAUGGAAAAGUGGAUGGAUCAUGUGGACAAAACUAUGGACAGCAUUGUGAGGGAAGUUGACUCAGCUGAAGCGUUUGAAAGAGAGAAGACCAUCUUCCAAAACAUUUGCCGGGAAGCUGACCGCAAACGAGAAGACAUGAAAUGGCUUGUUCAGACGUUAGACAUGCUUUCCAAUCACUGCUCAGACACCGAGGCACAAGAGGAACAAGUUAAACUGGAAAAUCUAAUAGCUAGAUAUAAAAAUCUUAUACCAACUAUAGAGAUUACCAUGAUUAAGACAGAAACAUAUACAAGAUGUUAUACUUACCGCCGAGAGGUGCACGAAGUGAUUUGCAUCCUAGAAAGUGCGAAAGAGAAGGCGAAGAUUGAACCAGAUUUACAAUCACUUCAACACGUUGAGCAACUAGUGCUUGAACAACAAGCUGCAGUACAACAACUGGAUCGGCAGCGGCCUUCUGUCAUGUCAAUGCUUCACCGAGGCAAAGAACUUAUUAAAGACGCCAAUGCACCCGCGUUUGUGAGAGAAGAUGUAAGAAAUCUUGAAAGUGGAUGGAACACCGCCUAUGAAUCAAACACUGAACGUUUAGAUAAACUCCGCGAUACACAGAAAGUAUGGUCUAAUUAUGAAUAUCAAAAAGAAGAAUUGCUUUCUGAUAUUAGCAAGAUUGAGAGCUACGUUGCCCACCCAGGUCUUGAGCUUGGGGUUUCUAACGUAAGUCGAGAACUUCAAGAAACUAAGGCUGUUAAUACGGAUUUGGAGCGAGCAAAAGCUGAAAAACUACCUCAAAUCCAACAGACAUAUGCGGAAUUGCAAACUCUGACAGCGAAUAAACCAAAACCGGUAAUAGAAAAAGAUUUGGAAACUAUUGAACGUAAAUUAGAAAGAGUUCAAGAUGAAGUUCAGACCAAGGUUGAGCAUUUAGAAAAGUUCAAUGAAGAAUGGGUGAAAAUUGAACAUAAAUUAGAACACGUUCGCGAAUGGAUUAAGAAAGAAAGUCCCGUACUUAUAUCUCAGGUUCAAUCAGAGAAUAUCACACCAGAAGAGCGUGUUGAAAAAUCUCAAGCCCUACAGAAAGUCAUAGCAGAAAAAUUAGAAAUCAUUAGAAAUGUGGCAGACCAGGGAACUAAAUUAGCAGUAGAGCAUCGUAUGCACGAUGCAAAUAAACUCAAGGGCGAGGUGGCUUUACUCGAAAAAAUGAUGGCAGAUUUACAACGAUCUAUGGAACAUCAAACUCAAGUUGUGAAACACGAUUUAGCUAGUUGGCAAAAGUAUCAAAAAGGUGUGGCUGAAAUCAAACCAUGGAUAGAAGAGGCUGAAAUUAAAUUGGGUAGUGUCCCAAAACCAACGACAUUACCCGAAGCUCAACAGCUACAGCAACAGGCAAGAGCAUUGAUUACUGACUGUGACAAGCAGUUGAUGAAUUUACAGAUUUUGUCAAGUGUCAGUCACCAAUUGUCAGGUAAAACUAGUGCACCCGACGAGGUUGACGCUAUUCAUUCAAGGUGGGCAGUUGUUCAUGAUUUAGCUGACCAGUGGAAUAACAAACUUGACAAAUUAGUUACGAAUUGGGAACAUUUCGAAAAAGAAGCCGAUAAGUUGGAAGCUUGGAUUGAAAAUGGCGAAAAACUACUCAGCAGUCGUUCUAUUAACGUGGAAACACCUCAAGUCGAAAAACUUGAUAGAGAGCUAAAUAAACUUAAAUCUUUUGGUAAUGAAAUAUCGCAACAACAAGCUAAAAUAAUAAGUCUCUCACAAAUAUGUGAUAAUAUUUGCCAUAGCGUUCAACCGGAAGGUGCAAAUUUGUUGAAAAAUAAAGUUUCAGACAUAAAAGAUCGUACGAAUGCACUUGCUGAAGUAGUUAGAUCAAAAGUCAAUGAGUUGUCGGACAAAAUCAUUGUAAGACAGGAAUUCCUCACGAAGCUACACAAUUUUGAUAAUUGGAUAACAGAUUUCCGAAGAAAGACUGAAAGCUACGAUCAAAUUAGUUCUGACAAAGUAGAACCUACGCUUCAAUCUAUGCACGUAUUACUUCAAGAACAUGCAGCAAAGGCUCCUGAAUUCACGGAUAUUUAUAAUGAAGUUAAAAACAUGACAUUAGUUUCUCAUCCAGAAGAGACGCGAUCAUUGAGUGAUACAUAUUCCAAUAUUGCUGAACACUACCAAGUCAUCGAAUCGAAUAUACAACAAAACAAGGGUAUCCUACAAAAAUGGUCGGAACUUCUAAACUGGUACGAGGAUAAUAAACAGCAAUUAAAUCAUAUCCAAUACCAAAUUGAAGGUCCAAAAUUAACUCCUGAAAGUUAUGAAGUCUUACGUCAGGAGUUAGUAAAUAUUAUUACUAAAAUUCCAGAGUGGAAAAGUAAUGUGGCUUUAUUAGAUGGUCCUUCCAGAAUUAAAGUUACAGACCAAAAUACUGGUAGAAUAAUACCACCAAACAGUUUAGUUAAGGAAAUAGAGAUAAAAGCAGACUCCUUGCUAAACCUCGUAACUUCUAAAAGAGAUUUAGUACAAAAAGUUGGUGCUAGAUGGGAUAAAUUCAAUGUACAAAAUAAGGCAUUAAUUGAAGUCUUACAUCACGUUCAAUCAGUUUUAAGUGAAAUGGCGCAGCAGCCUGUCCCAUUGACAGAAUCAACUAUUCAGGAAAUGACAGAAAAAUUGGAUAAUAUUGAUAGUGAAUUAAAAGAGAAACAAUCUGUUAGGAAAGACUUGAGAGAAGAAGGAUUACAUCUUAUGAGAGAAGAUCAGCCAAAUAUGGGUACGAUUCAAAAUGCUCUUACAGCAGCAGACAAUAGCUGGGAUCAAGUUGUCAACUCAGUCCGUGAUACUAAAAAUAAGUAUAUACUUCUAUCAUCCACCUUGCAAGAAUUAAAGAACUUUACAGUUGCGUUUGACCGAGAAAUGAGUAGGGCUGAACAACUGCAUAAUGAAUGCAAAGAAGCACCCAAUGAUUAUGUGCAAACUGCUCAAUUCUUAGACAAGGCAAAGAAAUCAUAUGAACUUCUGAAACGAUCUAAAGGUUUAUUGGAUCAAAUGGAUGUGAUCAAACAAUCCGUACUAAAACAAGCAUCUACGUUAGGUGGAUUUGACACAAGUCCUUUAGAAGAUGCAUUUUUAAACUCUCAAACACAUUGGGAGAAGGUUAAUGAUGCAAUAAUAAAACGAAUUCAAGAUUUAGAAUCUCAACUCUUAGUAUGGAGACAAAUCGACGACACUAAAAAUCAAGUUGUUACUUGGCUAAGUGAAACAGGACAGAAUCUCGCUAAUGCUUGUGAUAAUUUAGAAAUCAGAUUUGGCCAAAAUCAUCUUAUGAAAUAUAAAGAAGAAUUGCCACUUUAUUUAGGGCUUAAAAAUAGUAUUAAAGCCAAAUGUGAACAAAUUACCAAUCUAAACAAAAAUAUUCCCGUGGGACAGGUAUCAUCCAUAGUUGAUUAUUUAGAUAAUGAAUUCGAUGCUCUACAAACAUUAGCCGAUAAUUUGGAAAGUGCUGUAUUAUCCUUAGAAUCAAGAGAAAACAAAUUAAAGGAACAUAUUAAACGUCUUUCUGAUCAUAUAAGUAAAAUUCGUGACGAUAUAAUUAAAUGUGACGAUAUGUCAGGUGAUAAUGCUAAAAUUCUUGAUCGCCUUAAGAAAUGCCAAUCUUGUAAAGUGGAUCUCCAAAAUUUAAAUGACGAAAUCGACAACUUGGCGCAAAAUGUAUCUGAAAUGAAUGCUAACUAUCCAGGAUUUUAUGAAUCUCUCGUACCUAAAGAAUUAAGUACAUUACAAAAACGUUUCGAAAGUGUUCUGAUUCAUGCUAAUAAAACUGAAACAACUUUACUCACAUUCCUUCAGAAAUUGUUUACUGAUAAGUUGAAUAUGUUCAACAGAAAUUUAAAAAUAUUGGAUGACAAAACUAGGUGGUGUAUGCCGGAUGUUAAUAGUGACAAAUAUAAUCUAGAAGUUAAAAAUGCUGCUUUAGUAGACGUGGAGAAUGGAAUAACUGAUUGUAAGAAGAAAGUAGAUGAACUCAAAGAAGCUUCUGAAAUACUAAGCAUUGUAGCUGAACCAGUUUGUGCACAAGAAGCUGCUUCUCAAACGGACAAAGCUCAAAAGAACUUAGAAGUUCUUACAUCUAAUUAUAAUGAGAUUAAAAACCGGUUGCAAGAAAACUUGGAAGCGUGGCAAGAGUAUGAGAUUAUGUUAGAAAAUGUAUCCGAAUGGCUUAAAGAUAAAGAAAAUAGAGUAAGACAAGAAGCUGCAAGUUUAGUUAAUGUAAAUGAAAUUGAUGAUAAAAUUUCUGAAAUUGAAAAACUUAACCAAGAAGUUAAAGAGUAUGGUGACCAAGUAAAUAAACUUACAGAAAUUGGUGAAAAAGUUUUAUCACGUAAUCCAGAUUCGCGCAUUUCUCAAUACAUUAAUCAUUUAGAGACAAGAUAUCAGACUGUUGGUAAAUUUAUGGUUAAUCAACUAAAUAGAUUAAAAGACCUCAAAAAUAAUAAAGGAAAAUACGAUAAAUCUAUUGCCGAAUUCAAGGACUGGCUUCAGGAUACCAAUGCAAAAAUUGCAGACAUAGCGGCAAUGAGUAAACACGCGAAACCAUCCGCUGCUGAUUUAGACCACGUUAAAAAAUUAAAUGAGAAUAAAGAAGUUGGUCAGAAAUUACUCAACAGUGCCAUCGAAUCUGGCGAAGCACUUUUCAGCGGUGUUACUCCUGAAGCUCGUGAACAAAUAAGAAAUGAACUUAGAACAUUAAGAGAUUACUUUGAGAAUUCAGUUGAUUCACUCAAUAACGUUAUUAAGGAUAUUGAAACUACUAUAAACAAGAGAUCAUCAUUUGAUGAUACCUUUAACCAGGUUCAAAAAUGGAUAAGCGACAAAGAAACAGAGUUAGGUGAAUUUAAACUAUCACCUUCUCUACCUGAAAAGAAGGCCCAACUUCAUAAUACUAAAAUUCUUUAUCAAGAGGUAGAAUUACAUCAAUCAAUGCUAUCCCAGCUCACUGAUAAACUUAAACUUAUGCCUGACGAAGAUGCUGAAAAAGGCCUUACGGAGAUAAUCGACAGAUAUAAAAACAUGUCAUCAGAACUCGGCAAUAGAAUAACUAAAUAUGAAUCUCAUGUUUUAGAUCACGAAAAAUAUGUCCAAAUAUUUGAAGAUAUUCGUGAUCGACUUAAUCAUGUAAUAGCUGAAAAUAGUUUAGUCAGUUACGCAGUGGUUUCACAAAAAGAGGACGUAGAUUCUAAAAUUAUGGCUAUAGAAAAAGUUACAUCAAAGGCGAAAGAAAUUGACAAUGCAUUAAAUACUGUAAAAUCACAAUUGCAUACUGUUUUAGAAACCACAAGCCCAAAUGGACAUCCAGUUCUUAUAAGCGAAUUCGAAAAGUUAAAAACUACAUGGGAUCAAUUUGCAAAACAAUGUAGUGAAUAUGAUAAAAAACUUAAAGAUACUAUUAAACAAUGGAACGAGAGUCAAAAAACUCUAGAUGAACUUGAAGAGUGGCUUAAAGUAAAAGAAAAUCAAAUAAGAGAUCAAAGCCUUAAAAGUAAUAUUGAGGCCAAAAUAGCACAUCUACAAAAAGUUAAAGAAAUACAAAUAGAACUUGGAUCUAAGGGUGCUGAGUUCGCUGCUUUAACUGACAAACAAAAUAUAUCUGGUGAAUCUGAUAUAAUUACGAAGACUUCUAAAUUAGCCACUAGAUAUCAUACAUUGAACAACCUCGUAAAUGAAAUAAUUUCAAAAUAUGAAGUAUUCGUAUCUGAACACCAGUUAUUUGAAAAUGAGUAUGAUAAUAUGGAAAGUUGGCUAAUGGGCAUGUUAGGUGAUCUUCAAGAUUUAAAUGAGAUUGUAGGAGACUACGCAGUUUUACAAGAAAAACAAAAUAAAGCAAAAGAACUUUACGAAACAAGAAAUAAGAAAACUCCUGCUUUUGAAGAAUUCCUUAGCUUAGGAGAGAAGCUUUAUGCUCAUACCAGUCCUGACGGUAGAGAAAUCAUACGACAAAAAAUUCGUAAGAUAAGAACAUUAUGGGACAGCUUUGGUGAUAGUUUCCAAGAAACUGUCAACAAGUUGGAUCAAUGUUUACUGCAAUUUUCUGACUUUUCACUUGCUCAAGAACAAUUAACUAAAUGGUUAAAAGAUGUUGAAAAAGCAAUGCAGAGACAUACCGAACUAAAAACAUCGCUAGAAGAAAAGAAAGCUCAACUUCUGAACCAUAAAAUCUUACAUCAAGAAAUAAUGUCACACGUGCAGCUUGUUGAAUCUGUAUGCGAUAAAGCCCAGCAAUUAGUAGAUCAAACCCACGAUGCUUCUUUAAAUGUAUAUUUACAAUCUAUAAAACAACUAUUUCAAAACAUUGUUACAAAGUCUCAAAAUCUUCAAGACAAUUUGGAGGAUUGUGUAAAAAGGCACGAAGAUCUUGUUCGUCUCCUUCAACAAUUCAAAGAAUGGCUCGGUUCUCAGUCAGAAAAAUUACUCGAUAUAGAAAACGCAGUGGGAGAAAAGCCUGAAAUUAUAAGAAAACUUCAAUCUGCUGUUGCUUUAAAAGAUAUUGAAAAAGUGGGGUCAAGUAAGUUAGAUGAAAUACGAAACAUAUUUUCCACUGUCAGCAAAAGCACAUCGGAAGCUGGAAACGCGGCUAUUAAAGCAGAGAUCAACAAUUUACAUGAACAACUUAAUAAAGCAGUAAAUAGUAUUAGCACAUCUGAGCAAAAAUUGAAACAUACUUUAGAAAUUUGGAAUAAGUUUGAUUCUUCUAUUGAAUCCAUAACUGGAUGGCUUAAGGAUAUGGAGGCUAAGUGCCGUGACCAAACAUUAUGCUCAACGUUAUCUGAAAAAGAAGCUCAGUUACAAAGAUAUGUUAAUUUACGUAAUGACAUUCACGCAAAAGAAAAAGAAAUAGAUGCAUUUGUUGAUGAGUCUCACAGCCUCAUUUUAUUAAGUGGUGUAGAAAGGUUAAAACCACUUGUUAUUCAAAUAAGUAGUCGAUACCAACAACUUCAUUUAAUUUCAAAGGACAUAGUAAACCACUGGCUAGAAUUAGUUUCCGAUCAUAAAAAGUUUGUUCAACUAAGAAAUGAAUUUGACACUUGGUUAAAACCUUUGGAAGAACAGUUAUCACAAAUGGUAAUAAAAGAAGAUAAGGUAGGUAUUGAAAGCAAAGGUAAUAAAUUACAAGUCUUUCUGUUAGAGCGAGAAAACGGAGAGCAUAAAAUUGGUAUCUUGACAACAGCUGGAGAUAAAGUUUUACCCGAAACUGCAGCGAAUGGAAGAGAAAGUAUCCGAGGUGAAAUAAGAGAUCUGAGGGAAAGAUGGGAUAAGCUUAAUGAUAGCAUUUUGCAACAGCAAAAAGAAUACGAAUCUCAGACUUUGCAAUGGUCUAGUUAUCAGGACGUAUUACAACAGACAUUAUCUUGGCUAGAUGAAAAAGAAAAAAUAGUUGAAGGUGAGGAAAAAGUAGUUCUUAAUUCAGCUCAAGAAAUUAAAUCACGGUUACUUAAAAAUAAAACUUUGUUACAAGAAAUAAAUUCGCACAAAAGAGUUAUAGAAACUGUCACUGAAAAAGCUAAGAGCAUUGCAGCUAGUAUUCAUUCCAGUAAAGGGGGAAGCGAUGAAAUGGCAGCAAUUAUUAAAUCUGUUUGGGACAGAUAUAAUGCCCUUACUAACAGGUUGUCAACAGUUAUUGAUAAACAUGAAAAUGCUUUUGAGAUUUACCAACAAUUUGGUGAUCAACAAAAAUCCCUUCAAGAUUAUCAAAAGCAUUUAUGGGAUCGUUUGCACUUACUUUCCGACUUUACGGGUAAUAAAGCAGCCUUACUAAGUAAAUUAGCUAAAAUCCAAGAGCUUUUAGAUGCAAUUCCAAAUGGAACAAAUAAAUUGAAAAUAUUAUCUGACCUCAUUGAAAAUGACGGAUCUAAACUUUCACCACGUGGUAAAGAAGGUAUGUCACGAGAACUAGGAUUAUUAAGAGCCGAUUUGGAAAAAUUCACAGCAACUGUACAUGACGUUAAAAGAGGUAUUGAAGAAAAAAUACAACAAUGGAUCGAAUUUGAUGCUGCUAACGACCGAUUGCAACACUGGUUAAAUGAUACAGAAAUGAGCUUAAAGACAUACACUCCUAAAGCUACUCUUGAAGAAAAGAUUGAUCAACUUAAUAAAUAUCAGGAUUUAAGUAAAGCAAUUGAUAAUCAUGAAUCUGAUUUGAAUACGGUCAUAAAAUUGGGCGAAGCUUUGGAUCAAGCAAUUUUAGCAAACUUGAAGAAAACUGAAAAUGAUGUCGAUAAACUAACUGAUGAGUUCAGUGAUCUUAUUGAAAACUGUAAUGAUACGAGGAUUACAAUGAAUCUACAACAAAUGACAUCACGCUUCCAAUCUGUUCAUUCCACAGCUAAUGAGUUGGUUAAAAAAUGCCAACAAGCGGUCAAUGAUCACAAUGCAUAUCAAGAAAAAUAUAAUCAAUGUGUUGAUUGGGUAAAAGCCGCACAAUACAAAUUCGAUGAAUGUCAAAGGAAUUCGUCGAAUACUCCUGAAGGUAUUAAUACCCAGCGUGAAAGCUUAAACGAUUUAUUAAGUCAAAGGCGAAACGCUGCUCUUUUAGUUAAUAAUACUUUUGAACUAGGAGAGAAAUUAUAUCCAUCAACAUCCCCCGAAGGCAAGGAGUUAAUUGAACAGCAACUUCAUGAUAUGCAGCAAACCGUGGAUAAUUUAUAUGAUAACAUUACCAAAGCUGAGCGUGAUUUAGAUUCUGAACUUAACAAAUGGUCCUCGUUUGAUGAAAAUCUUAAGGCCGUCAAUGAGUGGUUAACACUAGCUGAGAAAAAUCUACCUAAAAAUAUUGAACUUAAAGCAACACUAGAUGAAAAACGCAAUCAAUUAAAUGUCUAUAGAAACUAUCUUCAAGAUGCUAUUGCACAUCAACAAGACAUCUCUGAUUUAGAAGACCGAGCACAAAAUUUGCCUGAUGUCAAUAAAAAUAUUACAAAGGAAAUAAGCCAACUAAAACAGAGGCAUGACAACAUUCUUGUUCGAGCUAAAAGUUUCGUUGAACAAUACGAAGCGAUUGUUAACAAUCAUCAGCAAUACAGCAAAGCUGUUAUGGAUUUACAAGAAUGGGUUGAAGCAACUCAUAAUACAGCACAAUUAUGGGGUGAUGUUAACUUAGAAAGGGUGGCAUUAAGUAGUAAUUGUGAAAAAUUGAAAUCUCUACAAGUAAGCUUACCUGAAGAAAAAAAUCGCAUAGAUAAAAUUCGCUCAUUAGGUGAAAAAGUUCUUCCAGGAACCGUCAGCAAUGGUCAAACUAAUAUAAGGAACCAAAUAGACGCGUCUCAUCAAGAAUGGGAAGGAUUAGUGUCUUUCAUUAACAAAACAAUUGAAUCGUUGGAAAAUAAAAUACAGCAAUGGAAUGAAUACGAAAAUAUGAAAGAUCAAUGUUUGGCUUGGAUUCGGAAUACAGACAAUCAAAUUCAUGCGGUUGACUUGAAAGCGACAUUACCCGAAAAACAAGAACAGUACAAUGUUUUCCAAGAAUUACAAGGAGAAGUAAGAGCAAAGGAACUUGAGAUUGAUAAUAUUACCGAAAAGGCGCAGCAUCUCUACACAGGAGUAUUAGGUCCUCGUGGCUCACAGAUUUCUGACUUAACUGUAAAAUAUCAAACACUGUCUCAAAAAGUUAAAGAUUUGACAAAUAGGUGGCAGCAGUAUGUUAAAACUCAUCAAGAGUUUACAAGUAAUGUCACUGAAUGUUCUCAAUGGAUUGAAGAGCUGAGAGAUAAACUUGAUUUCUGUGCUGAUUUAAGCUCAUGUUCACAGGAUGACCUGGAGACAAAACUAGUGCUAAUUCAAAACCUUUUAUUAACUAAGGAUGAAGGGUUUACUAAGGUUCAAUCCUUAGUUGAACUUGCGCAAAAUGUAAUGGCCAAUACAGCUCCAGCUGGACACGAAGCAAUUAAUAACUCUUUAGUGGCUUUACAGGAGCAGUGGUCAGCUUUGUUAUCUCGUAUGAUUGAAACUAAGAACUUAUUAGAUGAUUCAGUUACUAAAUGGGCUGGUUUCUUAGAACAAAUACAACUGAUACAAAAGAGUAAUACAUGGCUCGAAGCUAUGCUAGCAGAGUUGACGCCAUACGAAUCAUCUAUGACGGAUAAACGAGCACAACUUGAGAAACUAAAAGAGGUAGAAGAAAAAGCUCGUUGUGACCGUUUAGAGGUUGAUACUCUAAAAUCUAAGGCUGCCGAAAUGUUAGCUAGUGGUCAACAAAAUCAAGCUGCAUCUAAAGCUCAAGAAACACUGAAUAAAUUUGACACUUUAUAUGAUAAAGUAAAGAAACUAUUAGCUGAUCGCGAAGAACAAUACAAAGAUCAUAGAUUAUACAAAGAAGCUCAUGAUGAACUGAUUCAGUGGCUAGGCAGGGCAAGGGAAAAGGUGCCUUCAUUAAAAUCUAAGCCCUUAAGUGAUAAGCUAGCAAUAGAGAACUCAGUUGCUCCUCUUGAAGCUCUGAUAAAUAAGCAAGCACAAGGUGAAUUAUUAUUAGAACAUCUUCAACAUACUGGCGAAGUUGUACUUGCGAGCACGUCACCGGAAGGACAGAUAGUUAUUAAAAAUGAGAUGAAAGCCCUAAAGGAAAGCUUUGAUCAAUUAUUUAAUGAAAUUAAACAACAAAAAAGUCAAUUGGAAGAUAUUGUUAAUCAAUGGCGAGAAUAUAAAGAUGAGUAUGAAAGAUUAUCUGACUGGCUGCAACAAAAAGAAAUUAUUAUCAAAAAUCACAAACUUGCUCUAUUAGGUACAGCAAAGGAGAAAGGAGCUCAAGUGAAUGAUGUCAAAGAAAUAGUUGAUCAGUUACAUAAAGGAAAGAUUGAAAUUGAAAAAUUCAAUGCUUCAGCUUCAGGUCUACUAUCGUCUCAUUUGGAUACGUAUGUCAACAAUCAGCUAAGACAUUUGAAUUCAAGGUACCAAGUUUUAGUUAAUAUGGCUAAUGAUGUUCUUAAAAAAGUAGAAACUAAUUACGAACAACACAAGAAUUACGAUGAAAAUUAUGAAAAAACAAAGAAGUGGAUAAAUGAUGCUUGGGAUAUAACGCGUAGUGGAAGCGAAGCAGGUAGUAAUAGUAGUAAAGAGGCUUUACAGAAACGCUUAGAGCAAAUCGAAGAUCUGUUGAAACGUCGCGAAGAAGGCCAGAAUCUUGUUCAUGCGACUGUAAAUAGCGGGGAAAAAGUUCUAAGAAACACCAGGUCUGACGGUAAAGAUAAAAUCAACAAUGAACUCAAAGAACUUCAAAAUGAAUGGGAUCGUUUAGUGAAAAAGAUGACUACAGCUAAGGUGCACCUUGAAACUGCAAUGUUGCAAUGGGCAGAUUAUAGUUCAAGUUACUCCCAACUUCAACAAUGGAUCUCCGACAGAGAGGCAAAACUACAAGAAGUGUGCGAACAAAAAUUAGCUAAGACUAAAAAAAGCCAGGAUCGCCAUGCAGGUCUCACAACAGGUCUUAGUCUUGGUGAAAGAAAAGCUACACUUCGUCAAACAAAUAAUAUCGUUCAGGAUAUUGUUUCGUUUGAACCCAUGAUACAGUCUGUAACUUCUAAGGCUUCGGAACUUAUGCAACAAGCUCCGGCGUCUGAAAUUACCAGUAAAUAUGAAAAUCUGUCUAAGCAAGCUAAAGAUUUAUAUGAAAAACAGAAAGAAACUGUUGAACAACACCAGGUAUUUAUCGAUGCUGGUACAGAUUUCGUCCAAUGGAUAAGGGCUGCUAAAGAAAAGUUAGGAAAAUGUUCAGAUGCAACUGGAGAUAAGGAAUCUUUGAGCAGCAAAAUAUCGCAGCUAAAAGUUUUGGAAAGUGACUUACCUGAGGGACAAGCGAAGCUACAAAAAGCUUUGGAACAGGGAGAGAUAUCUUGUGGUCUCGCUGAUGACGAGGACAGAGAGGAUAUAGAAGAGGAAGUAGCUCUUAUGCAAGAAGAAUACGAUACCUACGUAGAACAGCUCAACAACACUAAGGCUUUGAUCGAGGGUGGUAUCGUGAAAUGGACAGAAUACGAAGAGCAAUACAAAGAAGCCUUGGAUUGGUUGUCUAAGACUGAGAAAUUGGUGCAAUCCUUCAACAAACUGCAGAAUAACUUAGAACAAAAGAAGGUUGUUCUAGAAGAAUUCCAGGGACACCUCCAAACUCUAUUUGAUUGGCAAGCUGAGUUGGACAAGCUUAAUGUGCGUGCACAAUUACUGCUAGAGACUUGCUCAGACACCAGAGUAUCUAACGGUAUUACGCAGCUCACAACGAAAUAUAAUGCAAUACUGUCAUUAGCUAAGGAGGUGAUGAAGAGACUUGAACUGCAUUACCAGGAGCACCAACAACAUAAUGCCUUAUACGGAGAAUGCCAGGAUUGGCUUGACAGGACAAGAGAAAAGUUAAAUCAAUGCGCAGAAAUACCGAACACACUGCAAGAAGUCAACAACAAACUUAACACUGUGAAACUUCUUCGUCAAUCGUUGGAACAGGGACAAAACAAAUUGAGAUACCUUCUAGAGCUGAAGGAGAAAGUCAUAAUGAACACUGAACAGACCGGCGCAGCAAAGAUACAAGAAGACACAGAUAAUCUUAAGCAAGAGUUUGAUAAGCUCAUCGCUGAUUUGCAAGACGUUCGUAACAAGUUGACGAACAGGGCAUCGCAAUUUGAUGAUAUUUCAAAGGUUCAAAAGUUACUGGUAGAGUGGCUUGAUGAUAUCGAUCAGAAAAUCCAAUCAGAUGACUCCCUUUUAAAUGAUUUGUCGGAGAAGAAGGCUAAAUUAGAGAAAUUUAAAACCUUCAAUAGAGACAUCGACUCGCACAAAGAUUUAGUUAACAAACUGAACGAAAAACUUCAAGAAGACUCCUCUUUGAAGUCGAAAGACAUCGAAGAUACGUUAAAACGAUAUGACGACAUCAAGAAGACUGUAAAUGAUAUGAUUAACAAACUUGAAGAUUUUGUUAACUCCCACAUUCAGUACAAGGAGUCGUAUGAUAGUUUCUAUGACUGGAUUCGUAACUGCAAAAUAGAAAUACAGCAAUGCUCAGAUUCUCAUGGUGCUAAAGAUGAUGUUCAGAAAAAACUCAAAAAUGUUAAUAAGAUCAUUGGAUCUUUACCUAAAGGAGAGGCCUUACUCAAAAAGGCCAUUCAGUUAAGCGAAGCCGUACUCGAAACAACUGGCAAUGAAGGCAAAGAUAAUAUCAACCAGGAAAUAAAACAGUUAAAGAUAGAAUGGGAGAACCUGCAGCAAAUAUGUAAAGAUACGAAGAAAUUGCUAGAGAAAUGCUUAGCGGCAUGGUCUGACUUCAUGGAGACGUUGGAAAAAAUGACUAAAUGGGUUAAAGAUUUCGAUGCUAAAUUGAAAACUGUUGAAAAGGUUGACAAAAUUACACCAGAGUAUUUGGACAAAUGUAGAGACCUUCUGGCUCAAGCAUUAGCAAAUAAACACGUUUUGGAAGAGCUUAAUGAUAGAUGCGAAAACCUAAUGGAGCUUAGUGCUUGUGCUUGGGUUCGUGAUAAGACGGUGAACCUUCAAACUGAAUACACGCUUUUAUUGACUAAGAUUCAAGGUCUUGUUUCUAAUGGCGAAAAGAAUCUUUCAGAUCACACUGAAUUCAUUAAAGCAAAAGAAGAACUACAACGUUGGUUAGAAACUGCUCACGGAACAGUCCACGACUCAAUCGGUGUUGGAGAUAUUGACACAACGAAAGAUAAAUUGGAAACUGUGAACCUAGUCAGUAAUAGAAUGACCGAAGGACAUCAUUUAUUGGUGGUCUUACAAGAAGCAUUUAAGAAGGCUCUUAACAAUACUCCUCCAGAAGAACAGGAUGGUCUUCGAAAUGACGUCAAAGUUUUACAAGAAAGCUGGGACCAGCUUAAGAUUGACUUGAAUUCUAUAACCGCUCAGCUCAAAGCUGCAAUCGGUAAAUGGGAAGAUUUUGAAGAUUCAAAGGCUAAAAUGAACAAAUGGAUCAAAGACACAGAACGAAAUCUCGACAAAGUACCUCCAACAGGUGGUGAAUUAGGUGAAAUGAAGACAUUACUUGAAAAAUAUAAACAUAUCGAGGACGAAAUUAAAAACAAGGCACCUGAAUUAGAACGUCUUAAGUGUGAGGCCGCUGAACUCAGCAGUUGGGCUAGGAAACCAGCUGUGAAGAAAGCCGUAGCGGAAAUAGAGAAGAAAUGUGAUGCAUUAAAAACAAAAUGUGCAGCGAAAAAAGCGGAACUUGAAUCCGAAAUUAAAGACUACAACCUAUACCACCAAUCCUUACAAGACACAGAAAAAUGGCUUUUGCAAAUAUCUUUCCAACUUAUGGCCCACAAUUCAUUGUAUAUAGCAAACCGCGAGCAAACAGAAGAACAGCUAGCCCAACACGCUGUAUUAUUGGAUGAUAUUCAGAAGUAUCAAUCUACACUGGACGACUUGGAGGCUAAGGGUCAUGCUCAAAUUGAACGUUACGAAGCUACCACUCCAUCAAUACGUGAUACUGUCGGAAAGCAGCUGAAAAAUGUUAACGAUAGUCACAAGAGUCUACUAGCUACUGCGCUGCAGAUUGAACGUCGUUUAAGAGAAGGUCUCGCUAAGUUCAAGGAGUACGAGGAUACCUUAGAAAGCAUUUUGAACAAUUUGGAUGAGUGUGAACCCGCCAUCACUGAACUGGAUGUGCCCGUGGAUGGACUAUCACACGGACGAGAUCUUCUCGAAAAAGCCAGGGCACUGCACAACCGGCUGCAAACGGAGAAGUCUCGGCUAUCUGCGGCGGUGGCAGCGUGCUCGGCUGCGGCCGCGUCUGUGUCUCGUCCGUCAUCGCCGGCGGACUCUGCGCCGCUGCCCGUACCACCGCGUGAGCUGCACGUGCGCGCGCGCCUCGAGGACCUCAUUGACCAGAAACAUGUAAGCGAAGUAGGCAGCGCGCGACUUGACGCCUUAAUAAAGAGUCUCGAAGCGCCUGAGUUCAGCCAGAAACUCGUGGCUUUCGAGAAAAGGGUACAAAGCCAUCUUGAAACAUUACGGGAUGCUGUUAGCGGUAUGGAAGAUGCCAUGAAACAAGUGCUUGAAAUCCAAGACUGGAUUAAUGUUCACAAUGCCUUAGCUAAUGAAUGGCUUUCCAACCCAUCGAAAUUGCGUCCUGAAGCCGCUAAACAAGAUAUGGCAGCGAUGAAUGAUGCUUUAGCAUCUCUGGCUGAGAAGAGGAACAGACUACUCACGGAGAUACCUACUGAAGGUCUAGAAGAUGAAAUUAACCUUGAAGAAGAACUGGAGAAUUUAGAAAAAACUAUCCUCCAAGCAAUUGAAAGAGAAAAGGGCAACCAAGCGAUAAUAGACGCCUUCCGUAAUAAGUGUCAAGAAAUUCAUGAUUGGUUUGACUCUGUACUUAAGAAGAUGUGUUUAGCCGAUAAAGGAUCUGGUUUACCUUGUCCACAAAAGUUAAAUGCUCUCAAAGAAUUGUCUUCGGAAUUUGGUCAGGCCGGGAAAGAUAAAGUAGACAGUAUCAAGACUGUAGGAUCACAAGUUAUUAACAUAGUUAGCAAUCUUGAUUCUCAGCAAGUAGAAGAACAAAUGAAGUCAGUUGAGAGGAGGUAUAAUGAUAUCGCUAAACGUAUUCAGCGUAAAUUGCAAAUGCUUGAAAUUACCUACAAAGCUAUUGAUGGUACAAAGAGUGAAGUAGCUGCUCAGAACGAAUGGAUGCAGAAAGAAAUAGACAAUAUCCUUCAUCCUGAACCUCUCGGAUAUGACAGCAAGUCAGUGAAAGAAAAACAAAAGAAGGUAGCUAACUUACUUAAAGAGACAGAUGGCAAGAAAACUGUUAUCGAUUCUUUGGAAAAGAAGGUCAGCAAUAUUCAAUCAGAGCUUGAACCUUCUGAACAAAUGCAAUUAGAGUCAGAACUAUCUGAACUAGCUUCUAAACAAAAGCAACUUGCUACAUUAAUAAAACAAGAAAUUGAAAGACUCGGUGGAUGUGCUGAUAUAAGGAAAAAAUUAGAAAAUGAUAUUGAGAAAGCUAAGAGUUGGCUCAAGACCAAACUAGCAGAAAUCAAAAAGCUAGGCGGCCCAGUCCCUCUAGAAGUGUCAAAGGUUGAGAAAGAAAUUGCAACUCACAAAAAACAUCAAAGUGAAUUGUCUGACUUCCAUAACGAUUCACUAACAGAAGUUAUGCGUCAAGGUAACGCAGUAUCUAAGGAUUGCUCAAGCGAUAAUAGAGCUAAACUUCAAGGCAUUUUAGAUGAUUUGAAUAAAUCAUACACAUCUGCUAAAGUAGACAUUGAUGAUAAGCUUGCAGCGUUGAAUAAAUUAUUACAAGGUAGAAACGAGUUUGAAGCGGAUGUAGCUAAAUGCCAGAGCUGGUUGAACGAAGCUGAAGUUGCGGCAACACCUGAAUUACGAACAACGAGUCUUCAAUUGUUGGAAGAACAACUAGCCAAAUUCCAAAAACUUAGUAAGGAAGCUGAAGACGUCGAAAAAAAUAUCAAAAAAAUCAAAGACAAAUCCAAAGACAUCAUGGAAACAUUAUCUGAUUCAAACAAAUUACAACUUAAAGAGCAAGUUAACGUACUAUCCGAUAGAUUUGCGAGGAUCAAUGCUAUUAUAAAUGAUAAGAAGAAUAUUCUUCUUAAACAUAUCAAAGAAUACAAAGAUGCUGCAGCCAAGAUUGCUGCUGCCUUGGAGUUCCUUAAUGAUAUUCAAAACAAACUUAAGGCAUUAAACAAACCCAUAGGCAGUAAAGUUGAAGACGUUCAACCUAUUAUUCAGGCUUACGAAUCUAUAUUAGAUGACCUCAAGAAAAACAAAUCUAUGCUCAAUGAACUACAAGGUGGCAACCUACAUGACCUUCAAGACAUUUUGUCUAAACAAGAUGAACUAAUGGGAACAAUAGAGGAUCAAAUUUCUAAACUCAAGCAACUUCUGCUAUUACGUGAACAAUUCUUUGCCCUCGUAAAGGAAAUUGAGGACUUCAUCUCUAAAUAUACGGACCUGACAUCUGAAAUCGAAAAGUCAAAUGACACCUUAGAAGACAAAAUAAAACGUUACGAUGACAUCAUUGGAAAAAUUCAAGGUUGUGAAGCUUUGUUGGCAACAGCAACUGAUAAGGGUCAACAGAUUGCAGCAGAAGGCACGGUUAUCGACAGAAACAAUAUUACUGAACUGUUGCAAUCUCUAAAACAACAACUACUAACACUGAGGAGGAAUGUUGAAGCUAAACGUCAAGAGCAUGAACGGGCGGCAGCUGAGCACAAGAAACUGGCAGCAGAUCUUUCUGAAAUACUGCAAUGGCUUCACGACAACGAAGCAGUAGUACACUCGAGACCACUACUGAAUAGAGAUGUUGCUAGCGUUGACAAGAAACUCAUCGAGCACGCAACACUUGCCAAAAAUAUUCAGUCAUAUUUGGAUAAAUUUACCAAAAUCGCUGACGUUAUUAAAAAUGACGACGGCGUCCCCGGUUCGUUACUAGAAAUGCUAUCAGAAGGUAAUUCUUUGAAAACAUCACUGCCCGCUGAAUUAUCAAACAGAGAAAAGCACUUACAAGACAAUAAGAAAUAUAGACAACAGUAUCAACAAAUGGUAGAGAAAUUAAAUUUGUGGGUGAACGAAGCGACCGUACGACUCGGAAUGGGUAAAAACGGAACAGACUUCGAGAACAUCGAGGCUGAUUUAGAAGAACAUAAGACAUUCUUCAACACUUCAGAGCCUGAAAUGAAAGAUUUGGUUGGAAAACGUAUGCAAGAUAUAGUGGACAAAAUUUGGCCAUCACUCACAUCAUCCGAACAAGAGGAACUGUCCAAAGAACACCAGAAACAUAACCAACUGUUGAAGAAUACCCUUAACUCAGACAAAACUCGCCAAGCUCAACUAGAACAGGACUUAGAGAUCUGGAAGGACUUCUGCCAGCUCGUGGAGAAGAUAAAGGCAAUAUUGGACAAGAACGAUAUCAAGGAGGAACCAGUGACGUCAGUCGACGUGCUGCGAAUGUACGUUGAAAAGUUGAACCACGCCAAGAAUGAUCUGGAGAAUCAACAGCCGCUUCUCGACGUCGUUCGGGAGCGUGCUCGUGAGCUGUGCAGCGGCGCGGACGCAGCCAGCGGGGAACGUGUCGAACACAAGACCAGAGAUCUAGCUGAUAGAUGGAAUGUCGCCUGUGAAGGUUUAGCUAAACGCGCAGCGUCGGCAGACAGCCAGUUACAGCGCUGGAACCAACUUUUGGAUACUCAACGAAGUCUAGCCGCGGCUGUCACGGCUGCCAGUGACCGCCUGCGACAGUUGGACGCCAGCCCUGCUACUAGGCGACGUGCGUUGGACACCAGGCAUGCACUGCAGGAGUUACAAAGCGAGGUGUCAAGUCUAGAAGAGACCAGGGACGAUCUGUUGGAACACGCGGACUUCGUGGUGUCUCUACUCAAACCACACUCUAAGGACGUAGCCGCUGAGAACGAGAGGAAUGUCAAAGAACUGGUGGAAGCUUAUGAGAAAUUGCGACAGACUCUUGCGGCGAGACUCGCGGAGAUCGACGAAAUUGUUUCCGAAUUUGAUCGAGUAUCGGAGAAGAUCGAGAAACUCCGACAGCAGAUCGAAGUUUAUAUAGCCAAAGUCGGAACUUUCUACGUAUUUGGGGAGGACAACGAAGCAGAGAUCCGCAAUCUUGCCGAGCAAGUUUCGGAUCUGGUGAAAAAGACGAAAACCUUCACCGAGGAGAGCGGGAAGCGGUACGGAGGCUCCGCGCCCGCGGACGUGGCGCAGGAGCUUUCCGCACUAGAACUGUCUGCGGAGGCACUUGCCGCUGCAAUGGAGGAGAAGGAAAGGGAAUGGAAGCGCGCACGCACCGCUCGUGGAGAAUACGCGAGUGAUGUGGAGGGCGUGCAGGCUUGGGUGCGAGCGGCCGAAGUCACGGCUCGUGAGCGCACGCUAGCGCCGGAACCUUACCGCGAGCGCCUGGUGGCCACGCGUGCUGAGAUACCCGCCGUAGCAGACCGCUUAGAGCAUCUUGCCCGCAACGCGCGUGCUAUCAUAGAAGGCAGUCGCGACUCCGGCGAGCGCCACCUGAUCCAGUCUACCGUCUCUGUGCUGUCAGAGCAGUUUUCUGCGGUGUGCAGCGAGCUCGAAGCGCGGCAAGCGGCCGUCGAGGAUGCCUGCGAUGCCGUGGCUAGAUUUUUGGCCUUAUUAGAGAAAGUUCUGCUUUGGGUUGAGACACAACGUGCGUUCCUAGCGCGGCCGUUGCCAUUGGCCGACUUGCAGGAAGCGCAACAGAAACAGACUGAAUAUGGGAAUGCCCUUAAGAGUUGUAAGCAACAAGCUAAAAAUUUAGCAGAUAUGACUAAAGAGUUAGAAGCCAUAGAGCGCGUGACGAGUCCAGGCGACCUGCCUUCUAGGCUAGAGGCUGCCGAAAAUGCAACAGUUGACGUGGAAAAACGAUUAGCGAAAACAAAUGGGUUGCUUCAAGAAUUAGCUGAGGAGUGGGAGCGAUGCGAGAAAAAACUAAAAGACGUCGGACAUUGGCUCGAGGCAACGACGAGAACAAUCGAGGCUCCGCAGAAUGCUAAAAAACCUUUACGAGACCGUCUAGGCCUCAGAGAAAAGUUAAUAAACGACAUAUCGACGCAAAAAACUAAGAUUUCCUACGCAGUCGAAAAACUGAACGUACACUUCGGACCCGACGGCGUCGCUGCGCAGUCGCGCGCGCCCGAGGGCGUGCAGGUGGCGGCGCGCGAUCUAGUGGCAGCUCUGGACGCGCUGGCGGCUCAGACUGGCGCUCAAGCCACACAGCUCGGAGCUGCACUGGCGCAGCUCGAGGCGUACUGUGCCGAUGUGGCACGUCUCCGCGCGCAACUGCUUCAGGCCGAACAGCAAUUACGCCACGCCGCGCAGCCCAACUACAGCCCGCGUGACCCCGAGAGGGCCGCGACGCAUCAGCAGGAGGUCGGGCGGCGAAUCGAAGAGCUGACUCGGUGCAUCUACGAGAUCGACCCGUACUUCGCCAUGCCGACGGGUGACGAGGACCCGGCCGCCACUCUGGCCAUGCUCGUGUGUAGCGCCGACAGCGCGCGCGCCAACCGCCGACCACGCUCACCCGAGCGGCGGUCGCGCGCGCUCGCCCCACCCACCGUGCCCGCCUGGCUGCCGGGCGGCACCACCUACGCCGAGAUAGUGAAAGGUCACGGCUCGCGCUCCGCCUCACCAGCUGACCGCCCUGCGAGCACUCAACGGCUCCCCACGCGCAGAAUGCGAUAUGAGCCUAUAGAAACGCGAGAGCGUUCCCGGUCAGGAGACGCGAGUUCCGAUGACAAGAAUCAGAGUGAAAUUAUCAGUCCGGUGCAACCUCGCUCUCUUACCGAUUACCCGGUCGAGUCUUGUGAGCCGAAAGGCAUCAGUGAGAUCGUGUGCGAAAUAAGUGAGUGCGAUUUGAUCGCCAGUGAUGCAAAUGAUGUAUAUGUCACCGAAACGAGUGAAUUGCACGACUAUUACUCUGGGCAGCCUGAAAAAUAUGAAGAUAGUGAAAUGAAACUAAUAUCACAGGAAUCUCCUCAGACCGAAUCAAGCUCAAUAGAGAUAUCGGCCAAGGAAUGUAAAGCACAUGAUUUGUCCUAUGCGGAAAUUCUAGCCCUAGGAUUACGCAAACAAGUAAAGACGCAAAGUAUAGUCUCCCUGGCAAAACCACAAGUUGCACAAGUCGAAAUGGUAAAAGAAAUUGUCGUUGAAGUGGAAAAAUGUCCACCUGUUUCUUAUGAACCAAAAGUUCAGACAAAGGAUUCGUUGAAAACAAAAAUUGAUAGGCCAGAGAGACCAUCUCAACGAAGUCGAUCUAGAGAUAUGCCUAGGCAACGUAGAGCUCCCGAAAAACGUCCUACAAAGGCUCAUGACGUGCAAAUGUUAAAAAAGAAGAAAUUGUCGAAAAAAGUAAUAGAAGUUCAAGACUUUGAUGAUACUGCAGAUGUUGUGGAAAUAGAUAAACCUUCUACUGAACUACAAUUUUCGAAAAUUUCGGAAGAAAUUAUAUAUAAAAAGUUUGAAGAUAAGUCCCAUCAGACUAUAAAAGAUUGUGUAAAAGAAACUGACGAUACAAAUGUAGAACAUUUAACAGCACACACAGACAAUGUACAAGAAACCGAACAAAAGAGAACUAAAAAGAAACAAAAACCAAAAAAAACAAAAAGUGCAGAAGAUGAGAUCGAAAAAGCACUUAAAGAAAUUGAAGAAUCGGAUAAACAUAAAAAGAAAAGAGUCAAAGACUUACGAGACAAGAGCAAAGAUGCCAUGGAUAAUAAAGAUAUAUCAUAUACUUCUACACCGCAUGAAUUAAAAGUGGAGCCUAAAGAAACUGAUAUAUCUAAUAAAAAUAAGAAAAAGAAAACUCAGAAAAGUUUGCAAGAAAAGUUGAAGAAACACUUACUAUCUGAAACUGAAACAGUUGAAAGUGAAGAUAAAUCUCUUAAACAUACUGAACAGAAAAUCUUGCAAGAUUGUGAAAAAGAUUUUACCGCAGAUGUUAUUUCUGAAAUAUUAAAAUCUUCACAUAUGUCUGAAAACCUAUUAGAAAAAGUUAAAACUUCGGAUGCUUCUAAGAUAGACGACUUAAAAUCUGACGAUAUUAAUAAAGAAAACUUACUUCUUAACACCUCAGUCGAUAUAACCGUCUCAGAAUAUAAAUCUAAACAUGAUGAUUUAAUAAAAACAGACGAUAAACAAUCAACAUCACAAACUGAUUUUGAUGUUGUUCCUUCAAAGACUUCUGAAAAAGUAUCUUUAUGUGAAGAAGAAAAUGAUACAUCUAAUAUUGAAAUUGAAACAAUAAAACAAAAAAAGAAAAAGAAAAAUAAAAAGAAUGAUGCUUCAUUACGAGAAAAUAUAACUGAAGAAAUGAAAACUUUUUCUCAAAUCGGAGACGUUCACAAAACAAUUAAUGUUAUUGAAAAGCAAUUAAGCGAAACUGAUAAUUUAACUGUGGUUGAUAGUUUUAUCGCAGCUGUAGAAGAAAAACAACUAAGUGAUGUUGUUCCUACAGCAGAAAAUUUAGUUGAGUCUAAGAGGAAACCAAAGUCAAAAAAAGUAAAUAAACAAUCAGAACCAGAAGUAUCUAUGGUAGAAACGGAAAAGGAAUCUGAAACAUUGAUUAUGGACGAGCAAUCCUGCAAAGAUACUAAAUCUAACAAAAAGAAAUCUAAGAGCAAGAAAAUCAAGUCUGCGGUUGAUGAUGAAAUAGAUGCAGCUCUAAAAGAAAUUGAGCAAAAAGAUAAAUCUAAAAAAGAAAAAGGACAUAGAUCUAAAGAAAUAAAAAAUGACCCCGCUCUAGUUCAGCAGCUUAAAAAGACUGGCGCUGAGACUAUGAAUACGUCAGAUUUUACACAGCAAGUGGAAGGUAAUAACUCUAACCUUGUUACCAAGAAUGUACCAGACGCUGUAAAAAGCAGCAUUAUAACGAUGGAUUGGAAUACAUUAAUGGCAGAAGAAGACAAAAUCACAGAAUCUGCUAUUGAACCAAUAAAUGAACCUGAUCAAGAGUGCAAAAUCUCAAGCAGAUCCGUAACACACGUUGCGUCUGAAGUAACUAUUUUACAAGAAAUAUCAAAUCCUCUUAAAGAUAAAAAUGAUAAACUCGAAGAUCGUGUGUCUUCUGAUAUAACUGUACAACCAGACGAAGAUAAAGGCUUAGGCAAAGCAAACGAAUCGUUGGCAGGAAAUAUUGAAACUAUAGCUACAUCUAUUAGUGAACAAAAUAAUAAUGAUAAAUUCUUUUCAACUGACGCACAGAAAGAGCGUUCAGUAAAUGUUGUUGAAGAAAUAACUCUAUAUAAACCAGUUGAUCAAGAACUAGAAACACGUAAAAUUUAUCUUAUUACUCACGAAGAGAAAAGGCUACCUCCUAUUAGAACUGUUAAAGUGUUCAAUAGCAAAUGUAAUUCCUUAGAAGAAACAUCUUUGGAAGAAAACAAGGAUGCAAAUACACUAACAUGUCUCAGCGCAGAUGAAAAUAAAUCGAUUGAUAAAACAUGCAACUUUAAUAAAGAUGAAAUUGAAUCAACGUCAAAAGCUAAAAAUAUAGAAUCGGUUAGUCAUUCACUGACUGAUAAAAUAAUUGUAAAAGAACAAAGUUUUAACAAAUCAGUCAAAGAAAUGCAUGACGUGGAUAAUUUGGUAAAACAUGACUAUAAAUCAGAAGAUGUUACUUCAAAAAGUGUUUCAUUGAACCUUCAGGAAGAUGUUAGAAGUUCAGGAUUAAUGGAAAAUAUUAAAACUCAUACAACUGAUGAGGUAAACCAAACAAAAAUGAUGUAUGACAAUGUUGAAGAAGAUGGAUCACAAGACAUUGUCGAACAAAUCAUAUUUGGAUCCGUACAAGAACGCAAAAGGCUUGUUGAAAAUACUAAAGUAACCCCUUUUAUUGAAUUGUAUGCAGAAAUUAAGCCUUAUGCAGUUGGUCUUGACUAUCAACUUUUAGAGUACAAUUACUAUGAAUUUGUUUUAAAUGAAAAAAAUAAACAGAAGUUAGAGCUUAAAGAGUUGCAAACGACAAGCUCGGAAAAUGAAAUGUCACGAUCACAAUUAUUACACCAUGAACAGCCUAGCGAGCUGUCUGCUUUAAGUAUAGAUGUUAACGAUGACGUUGAAAGUACUUUAUAUAUUCCGUCCCAACAAAAUAAUAUGUCAUGCUCGAACUACAAAGAAUUACAGAAUUCAGAACAUCAAUAUGCACUUUUGCUAACUGAUAAUUCUUCAGUAAAAUCUCUUGAACAAUCCAAUAAUUCAGGAAUUUCGCACGAAAAAAGUGAUGAAAUUGACACACUAAAAGAAAAUACAAGAGUUAUUAACAUGAUAUCCGAACAACUAAGAUACAACUAUCAAGAAAUUACUGAUGGUGAAAAUUUAUUAGGAAAAAUUAAAUCAAAAGAAAUGCGUAAUAUUAACGAAACAGUAGAAGGAGCAGAACUUGAUAUACAUGAAAAAGAAACAGAAAAAGUAGAAGCUGUUGUAUUUGUUAGUAAUGUUGUUGCUCAUGAACGUAACGAUGAUGUUAUAAGUAAUUUACAAAAUGACGAUGCUAUAACAAAACUUACAUGUCAGGUAUUUGAACCACUGCAUCAAAACUACCAAAAUAUUGCUGAUGCGGAAAAUUUACUUGGCUUAACAAAGGCACAUGGAAUUGUUCAAAAUGCAGACAUAAAACUCCCUGGAAACGAAAUGACAAGAAAUUAUGUUCCUGUCGAGGAACCACGACAGAGUUACCAAGAAAUUGCUGACGCAGAAAAUAUUUUUGGAAUAAUAAAAUCUCGCGAACAAAGUCCAGUUGCUACAAAUGAACCAGUAAAAAAUUUAAAUAAUAAUGUUAACGAAUUAUUACCUAAUCUAAGCCAUCAACACGAAAUUCCAAGACAUAAUUAUCAAGAACUAGUAGACGCAGAACGAUUAUUAGUGACUACCCAGAUUAAAAAAUUACACGACACAACCGAAAAAGAUGACUUAAAACAGGAUUUAGAACAGUCUAUAGUUACAAGUGAUAAGCCUUUGCCUGAGUACAAAAUUUGUGAAACUACAAAGCCCAUAUCUUUAUCAACGGAAAAAUAUUUCACAGUGGACACAGCUGUUUUCAACUACCACGAAUUAAAGGAUGCUGAGAUGUUAUUAGCAACAAGUACUGAAACUACUGUAGAUCCGGAAAUUAAAUCAUCCGAAUUAAAUGUAUAUCCUUAUGGAAUACAGGAUCAAGAAUGCACUAAAGUAGUGGAAGAUAAGGAACUAGUUCUGUCUAAAAGCAAAUCGUCUAAUAUAUAUCAAAAAACUUUGUCUCAAGAAAAAGAAGACAGUAAUGUCGAGGAAGUUUCAAGAAUAUGUGUAGAUGAUUCUGCAACUAUUGCAGCUAGUAAAGAAAUACCAAAAAAUAAUGAAGGAAUUGUAAACGAAGAUACAGUUUUUGAACAGAUAAUUCAAGAAAAGGUUAUAGCAGAAAAAACAGACAUCGAAAAUAUUAUAGAUGUCGUUUCCCAUGAUAGUCCUAAAACACCAGAAGAAAUUACGGAUUCACUUGUGCCCAUGGUUUAUGGUGUUAAGACUAAUAUAGAAGAGACAUUACAAGUAAAGGAGACACCAAUAACUACUAUUGAUACAGUAUUGGCCAUUGAUGAUGAUGAUAAUGAUGAUGACGAAUUUGUUUUGGUAGAUAUGGUAGGAGACAAACCACAAUCUUGCUUGUUGAUUUCUGAUAAAAAAAUAGAUUUUGAAAAAGGAAAUUCUUCAGAAUUAGUUGAGGACGCUAUUAAAUUGAUCGAUGAAACAAUUGAAGACGUUACAAUAUUAACUAGUACUCUUGAUAAUGUGGUUCAGGAGAGUCCAAUAUCUGAUAAUAAUGCCGCUUUUGAAAUAUUUGAGGACAAAAAAUUAAGUUCAGUUGAGACUUUAAAGAAUCUUGAAACAGCAGUUGAUAUUGAAGCUGAUUAUGAAAUAGUUCCAGAAGCUAGCACAGUGCAACAAGAAGAACAAUUUUCGCAAAUAUUUACUGAUAUGAAAAAACACUCUGAGCCUGACUCUAUCUCGGCUGCAUUCAUUGAAGUCGAAAAAAGUAGUGCUUUACCCGUAUCUAAAUGUUUUACUUCUCAAUCUGACGAUACGCAAUACCCACCUUAUGAUAUAAAAAGUACGGAUUCUAAUAUUAAAAUAAAAUCUGCAUUAGAGCCUAAUACUAAAACAACAAGCGAUGAUUCUACUAAAAAUGAUACUAAUGUUACGGAAACCUUGAUUCGUUCUGAAAAAUCUCCUAUUCACAGUUUGCAUGAUCUACUUCCUGAAAUUGAUUCCAUUCCUGAAUUUAAACCCUCCUACUCGAACACUGUUCUGUACUCAAAUUUAUCAGCUGAUGCACCGGAAUUCACCCCUUCUUAUAUGUAUCAAUCCACUGAUGCGACUGUAUCUAAAAAUAAAUCACCUGAUACCAGUGAACAAGAUAAUAAUUCCAAACAACCAGAACAAGGAAAUAAAUCUACAGAAUCAAUACUUUUACGUUCAGAAGAUACUGUGGUGUCUGCUAGUAUUAUGUAUUCAUCAGUUUUAGCCAAAACUCCAAAAGAUCUAAAGGAAUCCAAUAUGCUUGAAAAAGAAAAUUUACAAGGCAUAAUCAAGGAUGAAACUAUAGUUCUUCGAGAAGAACAUAUUGAAACAAAAUCAAAACGAAGUAAGAAAAAGAAAAAGGAAGAUAAAAAGAAUUUCCCUAGAGCACAAAGCACUGAGAAAGAUCAACAGCAGACCCCUAGUGAGAUAGCACCUACUUUGGAGCCAGUCAAUGUUUGGGCUAAAGCUGCAGAAGAGGGUAAAUCGUAUGCAGAAGUUGUAGCUGAAGGUAUAAUAAUAUUAGAACAAAAAGAACCAGAAAUAAUUCAACCUGCAUUUGAAGAACCUAUUCAAUCUAUUAUAAAAUCAAAUGAAAGUAAUGUUAUGGAAGUAGACGAAGAAACCUUAAAAAAUAAUGAUGAAAAUCUUAGUUCCUGGGCUAAAAUAGUAGCAAGUAGUGGACCAUCACCUGAUAGAACACCGAAACCAGAAAAUAAACAACAAAAAAUAAUUCAAACACAUGAAUAUAAAGCACCGGUUAUAUUAGUUGACGAGUCUGAUACCGAUUUACAUACAUCGGAUUUACAAGUGGAUGCAGAGGGGUUCAUUAAAGUGGAUAGAAAUAGAAGAUCAAGAUCAAGAUCCAGGGAGUGUCGUUCAACGUCAGUUUCAAGAGUGCCUACACAAAAAACAAUAGCUCGCGAUAAGUCUGAAAAUAGAUUUGAUGCACUGACAAGUACUUUAAAGCCGGAAGAUGAAAACAUUCAGAGUAGUUUGUCAGAUGAUGAAAAAGAAUCUUUAGCAAAAGAAAGAAAAAGUCGUCCAGCAAAAGCUAAAGAAGAAAAAGUCAAUCCUCCGUCAAAAAUGUCUUUAAGCACAUCAGAUGAAGAAAAACCGUCAAUAAAAAAAGAUAUUAAGAAACGAUCACCAAAAUCGAGAGAAAAAUCAAAUAAGUCAAUAGAAAAUAUGGAUAUUCAAUUAGAAGAUAAUGUAGAAGAAUCUCAGACUUUAAAAGAAUCUCCCGAAAAACAUAAGAAAAGUAAGAAAAAGAAGAAGGACAGGAAACCAGAAAACAAAUCAUCUUCUACUGACAUAACAGUUAUAUCAUCUUCUACAGAAAAGAGUUCAACAGAACAUGAUCAGAAAGAUCAAUGCCAUAGAGUUGUAAAAACUCCAGUAUCGACGCCUGAAUCUCAGCAAACACCUAUCAAAGAUAGAUUUUAUUCAGAAGCUCAGUUUUGGAAAGUUGGUCCAAGUGAGUUAGAGUUAAGCAAUUUAGAUGAGAGUUUAACAAUUGAAGUUACUGACGGCAAUUUCGAAGAGGCGCAAUUCACUCUUAGUGAAAAUUCUUCUAAAAAUAUUCGUAAUGAUGAUGAUCUUAUUUUUAAAGAUACUGAGGUUUCUAAUAAGAAUAUUGAUCCAAAGGAAAAUAACUCCAAAGAGAGAGGAGACUUUGAAAUUCAAACACCUAUCGCAGAAGAAAAUAUUUCUGAUGAGCAAUCGCUUGAAAGUAAAAUAGCAGACAUACAGCGAGAAAUCGAAGAAAUGUUAUUGCCAGAAAAUGAUAACUCCGUUACGAGUGAUGAAAUUCCUAUAGAAUUAUUGGAAGCGAACCCACUUUCUGAAGAUUUACAUGAUGAAAUACUCGAUAAUAUGAGUCCUCUUUUAGCUUCUUCCGAGUCAGACGAUUUGUUAACGCAGCCAAAAUCAACAAAGAUUGACGAUCGCGCUUAUUCAUUUAAUGAUCAGCAUGUUAGUGUCAGCAUGAUCGAUGCAGUAUUGGGUGAUUCCGAUUCAGUUAAAACAUUGUCAGAAGAAAAUCAGGAAGAUAUUACACGACAACACCAAUUUAAUAAAAAUACUCUCAAUGUUGAAGAACAAGAAGCUCAGUUGUGUAUAGAGCCGGAAAUCACAAAAACCGAAAUAUUUGACAUAGUAACAACAGAUAUAUGUACUCCAACUUUAACUGACACCGACACAUUAUCUACUAACAAUGUAUCCAAUUUCAUCACUAACAACUUAUCACAUCUAAAAUCAGAUGAAUUGUUGUGUAAUAAAUUCGCGAUAGAUGACGCUGAAAAACUUCUCGCUGAACAAAACACAAAGCUUAAUUUAGACGAUAAUUUGGUUUCCAAAAAUAAAUGUUCUAACUUAGAAUCAAAUCUUAAAAACGAUAACUCAUUUUGGCCUGAGAAAUAUAUUUAUCACGAUGCUGAAUGUCAGUACUUUAUUUCAAUAUCAAAUAAAAAUAAGAAGUCUAAUAAUUCUCCGAGUGAUAUAUCAAUAAAUGAUCAAAAUGAUAAAGAUCGUGAUCCUAAUGGUAGGUCUGGUCAUUCUUCUGAUACAGAAGAAAAGGAUUCGCGUCAGUCUAGUUUGCCUUACGAUUCUAACUAUAUUUCAAUGGACCUUCCGGGAGGAAUAUGUAGUUGGAAAGAUCACAGUUCUUAUUUGAGCAUAGAAACGCCUACUGAUUCUUUGUUGAAUCCGUCAAACGAGAACACCACUCAAAUAGAUGUCGACAUACCAGAGGAUACACUAACAGCCCUUUCCCUCGAGACCGUUACCCCACCCACACCCACACAGGAGGAGCCCAAAGAAGAAAGAAUCCGGAAGGCAGCCAAGGAUGACUUAUCUAACGAUAUUGAAACGCUGCUCGAGGAAGUCAAAAUUGUGCAAGCGAAUCUAUCUGAUCUUCCGGACGAAAGCCUUGACGCUAUGGAGGAAGGACUUCGGGAGGGCAUAACUAUUCUAGUCAAGUGUGAGGAGGCUGCCAAUCUCUUGGAGCAGAAGAUUAUGGAAUUCUGCCACGAAUCCGAGGUUCAAACGCUUCUAAAAGAGAUCGCAAUGAUUAAGACGCGAAUCACAAGAUUGCUACUGCAAGCCCGGCAAGGAUUGACCACGAUUCAUGUAAGCAAGGAUGCGAAGGGCGAAUUGUUACGUCAAACUAAAGAAAUGGAAGAACAAAAACAAAAAAUAGCCAAACUUGAUCAUUGGCUUGAAGAAAUUAAUAAUGAGCUUAAAGAAUCCACAAAUCAGUUAAACGUAUGUACUGAAAAUGAUAUUAUUAGGUAUAUUGAAGUAUAUCAAAGGUAUAUUAAGGAAUAUGAGGAGUACGAAGUCUUAAUUAAUUCUAUUAUUGAGGUAAUUCGUGAAGAUUCUAGUCAAUUGAAACAAAAUUUACAUACAACUAUAAAAACAUUAGAAGAAACCAAAAGUCUAGUCAUUUUAGAAAUAUUGAGAUUGAGACAUAUGUUAAAACAAAUGAGGAAUGCACCUUCCUGUCUGGACGAUGAUCUAUCACAAACAGAUAGAACUAUUGAUUCGACUUCAAUGCCGGAAGAAAUUGUAUCUCCGCGUGAAUGUGAUAACCCAGAAUUGAAAAUGAAUGAAUCAGCAGUGGAAAAAUUAGAAAGUGAUGUUGUUUCUAUAGCUAAAAGUGAACUUACUCCAGGACCAAGUAAAACAAACCAAAAAACGCAAAUUGAAGAAUUUAAAAUUCGUACAGAAGAACAAGUUAAGCCUUGUACUACUACUGAAACGCAAACUGGUAAGAGUCUUAUGUCUGAGGCUCCUUCUGUUAUUGACAGAUCUGUGAUAUGUAAACCAGAGGAAAAAAUAUUGCGCGACGUAUCUGUGACUUGUGCUCCACCGCAAGAAGUAGAAGUACAAACAAGUGAAAUAAAGUCUUCGGAUAAAGAAAUUCUUGAAAAUAUACAAGUAAAACAGACAAUUUCUGAAGGCCAUGAAACAAUUGAAAUUGCUAGUCGACCAGUAAGGAGAGACCAAAAGAUUGACGAACAGUCAUUACUUAUAGAUGCUCAAUAUAAUGAUGAUAAUAUGUAUAAAGAUUCUAAGCUUAAUAUUACACACAGCUUACCUCAAUCAUUCGAAACUGUUAUGGUUGAACCAGAUGAAACAACGACUGAGGUUGUUGUUGAUGCUGAUGGUACCAAAAGAAUAAUAGUUAGGAAAGUAAGGAAAACUUUAGUAACACGACAGCAAAUAAUUCAACCUCAGCAAACUAUAUCCAGUGAUACUAUCCCUCAAGAUCAAUCAUUCUCGCAGUUGAUACUUAAAGAAGAUACAGGUUCAAGCUCAAGAUUGUUAGAAGAUGGUAGCAAUAGAUAUAUUCAGUAUCAAACUUAUGAUGGCAAAGUUAUAUCUGGACUCCCUGGCAGUGAAGUUACUAUACAAGAGUUUACAUCACACCCUGAUAUGAUUAUUAAAAUGGAACAGGGGAUGAAACCUGAAGAAAUACUACAAUUAGCUGAAGGUGAAACUCCAUGUCAUAUCCAAACGUCUGCAUCUAGUGUUACAGCAGUCGUUCAACAAGUUACAAAGCGGAUUAUAAAAACUAAGCGUCGCAUUAUUCGUCGUGUUGUUAUAAUCGAUGGCAAAGAACAUGUCACUGAAGAGGUGAUAGAGGAACCUGAUAAUGUGGAAGUAUUUGAAGAACAAAUUCCAAGAGUAUCUAUUAACGUAAGAGAUGGCAUAACGGCUGAAGACGACACAGAUAACCAAAACAAACCAUCCUAUCCUCCUAGUAGUCGAAAAGGGGAUAAUGACCAUGACCUGGAUAAAGAUACUAAAAAAGAUAAUGAACAAAAAUUCGAAGACCUGAAAGAUAAAUAUCAAACACAACCUAAAGAGUUAAAUAUAUCGCAUAACAUACCAAAUUUACAGACUUUAACAAAAGAUUUUUUACAAAAAGAAAGUGAUGACAGAAAUGCAACACUAACAAAUGUUAUAGCUUUAGAAAAAAAUGAUAAUUUAACAGGAGGUGAAAUGUCUUUCAUUUCCAGUGAUAUGCAUUCUAUGCUAGAAAUGAGCUCUGCAAAUAUUGCUACAGUUGUACAAAAAGUAACAAAAAAGGUAAUAAGAAUAAGAAAGCGCAUUAUAAAACACAUACAAAUUAUUGACGGUAAAGAACAUGUGACUGAAGAAGUUAUUGAAGAACCCGAGGAAGUCGAAAUCACUGAUGACGAACCAAAAGUAUCACAAAUCUUCCAAAAACAAGGUGAAACACAGACAAAACGUAUUAAAAUCAUACGACAAGUUCAUGUUAUCGACGGAAAGGAACACGUUACGGAACAAGUUGUAGAAGACCCCGAUGAUUUUGAGAUUUUCUCUGAAUCAAAUAAGACUCCAAGUUAUAAUUUGAACAUUACUGAGAUCGUAGAUCCGGUAAGUUCUAUUACUACUACUGAUGUCACUAAGCAUGUAGAAACUCAAGAUCAAAGUAUUGUAAAAACUGAAGAUUUAAUUGAAAGUGAAGUUGACCACACAAAGUUAGUGCAAACUUCGGAUAAAAUCGAUGAAAAUAAAAUAACAAUAGAGUCAAAGCAAAUUGUUGAAGACCCCGAUGAUAUUGAUGAGCGUAACAUGAAACAAAUUAAUAUUAGUCACAAAUUACAUAUAACGGAGCUAGAUGAGCAGGAAAUUCCAAAAACUAGCAGAGAUAUUGAAAAACAAGAUAAAAAUAAUAAAGAUGUAGCUAAAGAUUGGAUAGAAAAUGAAAUGAAGCAAUCAAUAUUAUUAGACCCAGGAAACGUUUUAGAAAAGCAAAAGAAUGUAGAAUCUAAGCAACAAAUUUCAGUGGUACCGACAGAAAUGAGUAAAACAAAUACUUUAGAUCAAAUACACAUGCACACAACGUUGACUAGAACAAGAAAACGCAUUAUAAAACACAUUCAUAUUAUUGACGGUAAAGAACAUGUGACAGAAGAAGUAAUUGAAGAACCAGAUGAUAUAGAAAUAAUAGAAGGAACUCCAAUUGUAUCACAUAUUGUUCAAGAAGGAGGUACUAAAACAAAACGGAUUAAAAUUAUACGUCAAAUCCAAGUCAUUGAUGGCAAAGAAAAUGUUGUAGAGCGGAUAAUAGAAGAUCCAGAUGAUGAAUACAUAGCCGAAUCUACUGUAACUGCUUCUGUAGAUGUCCAAAUGAGUAAACCAGAUGUCACACAACUUAAAGAGAAGGUAAUUUCGAAUGAACAAACAACUAUGAUUCCUGAGAAUGAAAAUAUUGGUUCUGUUGUUGAUAUUACAAAAGAUUUUCUCAGAAGUGAAUCACCUCGUAAUGAAGAAUUGCAAAAGUCUUAUGAAAAAAUAGAGAAAGAAAUCUCAACGGAAAAACCGCUUCCAAUUGAAUUAAAUACUAACAUUUCACUUCCCGGACAAAGUGAGGAAAACAAAAACACGAAUAAUACUAAGGAAAUAAUAACAUAUACAUCAAAGUUAAUAAAAGAAACUACAGAUAAACCUCAUCUUUUAGAAACUUCGGAAAAUAUAAUAUCUAAUAUUGGAGCACUUGUAGAAAAUGAGCCACCUAUUGACAUUUCGAGAAAAUUAAUUGAAAGCGAAUCUAAUCACUCAACCAUAUUAAGUCUUCCACAUGAAACGAAAACUGAUAAGGUUGAACAGAAACUGGAUUUAUACGAGACAGCUAAUUCAAAUAUAAAAGAUUUUGAGUCUGUUGAGAACUUAACAGGUGAUACUGAAAAUGAUAUUACCCGUUUAUCAAUAAGGAAAAAGCCAAGUGUAGACGUAGGUGAAAUUACUCUAAUGAAAUCUCAAGAACCAGUGAUAGAUAUAGAGCUGGACACUACAGAAAAGAGUAAAAUUGUUCAUGAAACUGAAACUAUCGAUGUUCAAGAACCAAUACAAAUUGGUGCUCAGGAUCACACCAAACAGGUGUUAGCAGACUUGGAAGAACAUCAUCCUAACACAUUAAAUAUUACAAAAUCUGAAGACAAAGCCCAAGCGAUUCCAGAAAAUAUCGUUUCAUUUCCUAUAGCGAUUGAACAGCAAAAGGAUGAUAAAUCUUUAAUUGUUGAGACCGAAAAUUUUGAGCAUGUGCCGACUUUAGAACAUGAACAUCUUGUUACAAUUGAUCAAUCAGAUAAAUUUCUUAAAUCAAAACAAGUUGAUUAUGACCAAAGUCAAAAGGAUAUUAGCCUGGAAGACAAGAUAAAUAUAGAUAUUACAGACAAAAAUUAUCUUACUACGAAAGAUUUAAUAUUAGACGAUAAAAGCUCACGUGAUAGUCCAAAAGAUCAAUCUCUUCUUGAAAGUACUAGCAGAUUUAUUGAAAUGGAAGCUGAACAUUCUCACAAUUUGCUAACAGAGGGUGUAAACAGUUCAAAACCUUUAGAGGCUACAGAAAAUAUGACUUUAGAAACAUAUUUACUAGAAGAAGAACAAAAGACCCUAGAAAAAAAACAGGAUAGUGUAAAUGCCGACAAAACUUUUGAUCACCAUAAACCACUUGAAGUAAAGAAGAAUGCUGAACAAAAUACUGUAUUGGAGGAAAACUCUUCACGAGAAGGACAAACACUUAUACCAGGGCAGGAAGAAAUAUCACAAGAUGUAAUAAAAACAACUACUAGGACCCGUAUCAUAAGACAUGUACGAAUCAUUGAUGGUAAAGAACAUGUAACGGAAGAAGUAGUAGAAGAACCAGAUGAAGUAGAAAUUCUUGAAGGAAAUUCAAAAUUAACUAUUCAAGAGGAAGGUAUUCAAACAAAACAGAUUAAGAUUAUACGCCAAGUAAAUAUUAUUGAUGGAAAAAAACAUGUUACUGAAAAAAUUAUUGAAAACUCAGACAACGAAUAUAUACCAGAGACAACUAUUAUAGCUGAUAUUGACUUAAAGCUAACUGAUUCAAAUAUAACUAAUGAUAAACCAGAAAAACAAACUCCAGAAAUUUCUGAAGGUAGAGAAUUUGCUCAAGAUAUAUCUAAAGCACUGGCAAGUGAUUUUACAGACACCAUAAAAAAAGAAAGUACAGAUAUUGAAGCUGAAAUUUCCACUAUUAAGCUAGAUACUAAAAAUGUUACUGAGCAAAAAGAUCUUGAUAAGGAACAGGAAGAGUUUUCUAAACAUCCUAGUAAAUUAGCUAUUACAUCUGAAGAAAAUCCAUUGAACAAUAAAAAUAUAACAGCUGAAUUUUUGUCUGAGGAAACAAAGAAAAAUAAGGAAAUUUUAAAAGAAAGUAACAUUGACAAAUCGGUGGAUGACAUCUUUAUUCAAGAAAAAGCAUUAAAAAAACAAUUAAAUGACCCAGUAAGCACUUCGCAAAUAUCCGAAGUGAAUGUUUCUUUAUUAUGUGAUACUCAAACUGAAAAAUCAAAGAAACCCCUGAGACCUCAAAGUCAAACAUCGGUAGAUUUAGAGCCUGCAGAAAGAGGAACUGUAAUUAGCGAAUUUGUAAUAAAUGCUGAAAGUAAGGAACCAGAAAUAUCCUAUAUACAAACAUUUCAAUCACCUUCACAAGAAUCUCCUGAAGUUUUAGAAAAAGGUAUACUAAGUCAUCCAGUGUCCAUAGAAAAUAUUGGGCCAUGGGAAUAUACACAUUCUGUUGAUAUUGUUUCUGCGCCCACUAAAUUAAAUACAAAACACGAUAUUGUUGCUUUUAUUGAAUCAGAACGUAUGAAUGCAGAUACAAGUGUUGUUCAAUGUGUAGACUCAUUCAAAAGUGAAAAACAGAAAGGCGAUUUCCCUGAUAAAUCAUUGCAAGCUUGCGAAUUGAAGAGAGACUUGGAAAAAACUGAAAGUGAAUGUAAUCCAUCUCAAACAGUCGACAUGAUAAUGUCUCUUUCAAAAAUAGACAAAGACAAAAAAUACGAACCUAAAAUUGAAGUAAAUAUUAAAAUAGAAGAAUUUGAAACAUGCACACCAUCAAUAGUUAAAAAAGAUAUCAAGGCUGAUUUGCCAACUGAAAUUACUAUUAUUAAUGAACAACUCAAAAAAGAUGUAUGUAAUUUAACUAAGGAAAAUGUACCAGAAUCUCAGUUAAUACCGGAAAAAUCAAAUAGAGAUGAUCAGCAAACGUUACCUGACCUUAACGAUCCGUGCAAUGAUUCUAUUCAUACCGAAUCUUAUAUUGAAUCAGAUAAAAGUAUAGAAGGUACAGAAAGUUCAUCAUUGAGCCAUUACAUUAAAUUACCAACUCCGCCAAAGAAUGAAUCGCCAAAACCAUCCCCAAGCUUAUUGGAAGUAGAAGUAGUUCCAAAGGAUGUCAGUGAUGAACCCUUAUCCGCAUCUACAGAUGUCGAAAUAAUUACUGAAAAAGGAUAUGAACCCGAAGAUUUAUCUUUACACCAAGAACCAGCAAUAGAAAAGAAAAAGAAGCAUAAGAAGCGAAAGUCUCACGCGAUUAGUGAAGAAACUGAUUAUCCAAAACAAACUACCACUGAAGGAGACACUGAAAUUUCAACCCCAGUGGAAAUGGAAGAGCCUAUUUGUCACAGGAAAAUAAAGUCCAAGAAAAGUAAGAAAAAGACUCCCGUUACUGACAAGAUUCUGGAAGAUCUAACAUUAACAGCAUCAAAACCGGAGAGCCCAAAGGUUGGGGAUGAAAUUGCCACCUCAUCACCUCAAGAGGAAUCAUAUCAUACUAUAAGUGAGACUUCCGAUAUAAAUACUGUAAAAAUAGUCGAGGAAUGUAUUGGUAGCAGUCCAGAAAUAAUUCAAAAAGAAGUGACUACCACUGUGACUUACCCAGUACCUAUUGUUGAAGAAAUUGCUAUUAGCGAAUAUUCAGUUCAAACCUCACCCGAAGUAAUGGAAGUUGAAAAUGAUGACAUUAAAGAAAUUGCCAAGACAGAGAUGAUUGACUCUGAAUUGCAAACUUCUCCCACUCCUGUCAAAGAAAUAUUAACUCAGACUUCACCUGUUGAAGAUAUUGAAGCCCACACUCAAACUUUGGACGAUAUAAAAAUUAUUGAUAAAGUAGAUUUGUUAGAUUCACAAAUUCAGACAAGUCGGACGGAAUCACCGGAAGAAAUUAUGAAAACUGAGGUCACCACCCAAGUCAUCUCAAGAGAUAUAGUUUCUCCUGAUGACAAAUUUUCACAAACAUCCUCGCCAGUAAACGAUGUUGAUAAAGUAGUUGAAAGAGAUUGUCGAGGCAUUCAAACCUCACCCCUACCUCAAGUACAUAGGGAUGAAAAGAGCACUGAAAUAAUAAUUGAAACAACAGAAACCGAUAUACAAACUGUAAAGCAAGAUGUUGUAGAUCAAGAAACAUCAACAUCCCCUACCAAAAUUAUGGAAUUAAUAGAGAUGAGUAUUCAAACCCCUGAAAUUCCACUUGUUGAUACCUUUACGCAGUCAGAUUUAUCAAUUGGAGAUAUAGAAUCUUAUAAACAAGAAAGUUCAAGCUUGCCUACAACAGAUGUUACCAGUCAAAUAUCAACAAUUGAUAGAACUCAACAAACAACUCCUAGAAAUGAUGACGCUGAAAUAAAAUCUAAAACUGAUAUAACGAGAAAAGAACAUACCAUGAUUGAUAACGUCCAACAAACUACACCUAGAAUUGAAAGUAAUAUUACACCUACUUCGCAAUUAGAUUUAAUUAAAAAAGAAAUAGUCACUGUCGAUGAUGCUCAGCAAACUACGCCUAGAGAUUAUAAAGAGGAAGAUAGAUUAUUAUCGCCAGUAGAGUACAGCAAUAAAAAUGAAAUUACAACCAUCGAUAGCAUUCAACAAACAUCUCCACGAGAUUAUUCGGAGGAUUCGAUAUCAACAUCUACCGACGAACCUUAUGAAAUCCAUUUGCGAGCUCAAAUCUCUAUUCCACGAUCCACACAUGACUUUAUUGAAAAUGAACGACAAACAGAGCAAAUUUCCCAACCUAUAAAAGACACUCAUAAGCAGAAGAAAAGAAAACCCAAGAAAAAGGCAGAUUCGCCAUUACAAUCACCGAGUAGCUUAUCAGAUCCUAUCAAUGCUGAAUUAUCAUUUUCAGUUACGCCAACAAGUGAAGAUUUAUCUAGUAAAGAAACCUCUUCAAUAGACGAAGGUAUUUCACAACUAGCUAGUCCUGUUCAACCAAAUCAGCAAGAAAUUUAUAUAACUGCGCAAAAACCUACUUAUUCGGAUGUAGUUCAAAGGUCUAAAUCAAAAUCGCCAUCUCCAAGUAAAACAAUAUUUAGACCAAAAGUUGGCAAAGCAAGAUUGAUUAAUACUCUAGAAAAAAGAACACAGUACCUUAGCGAACCUCAAAAAUUAUCAGAAAAUGCAUUAACUGUCGCACUUAUUGAGCCUUCUGUAGAGAAAUCGUAUGAUUUAGUUGUUAACAAAGAAUUAGAAGAAAUAAAAACUGCUAUAAAAAACAACGAUCCAACCAAAAUUGAAAAGAGUAUUAUUGUUGUGAUUGAAACGAUAUCUAUUUGGCUAGAGGAGAUUCAAUAUAAAAUUCAAAGACAAGUUAUUGAAGGAGAUAAACCAAGUAAUGAAUCUGAACGUGUAAAAGCAUUAGAAAAUUAUGUUCAAGGUCUGAGAGAAAUAGUAUAUGUAACGGAAGUAAAUGAAGAAAUUAUUACUUUAAUUGAGACUAUCACGCGUCAAAUACAAACAAUUGGUUAUUAUAGAAGUAGAACGUCUGAAAAGGUAAAGGAAGAGGAAAAUGAAUGGAACAAAUUUUUGUCAGAUAUUGAAAUAUUAGACUUAUCUGUAGAUAAACUUAAAUCUACCUUAGAUGAAUUAAUAAUGUCAGAAAAUCCCACACAGAAAAAGCUUGAUAAUCUGGAUGAGAUUGAAAAAGAUAAUGUAUAUAAUUUAGAUUUUACCAAGAAAAUGUUCCAAACUUAUCGUAACUUUAUGGAAAUAAACCCAAAAAGAGAAUGUCCAACAAAACUGUUUGCAAUAGAUGAAGGAACUAAACAAAUAGAAAACACAAUUAAUACUGAAAGAGAUCGGCUCUUACAAUUAACGUCAUUGGCUGAGGAAUAUGAACAGACUUUGCAGGACUUUGGUCAAAUUACUGAUGUAGCAGAGGCACUGCUUGAUGGAAAAAUUAUUGUUUCUAACUUAGAUCACCUCUAUGAAGAAAUCCAGAAACAUAGAAAGUUCUUUAUAAACUUAAGUCAUUGCAGAGCAAUUCUUGAAUCACUAGAGAACAACUUGGAUACUGAAACAAGAACUAAAUACUCAGCAUUGCACCAUUCUUUGCAUGAUAGAGCAACGUUAAUUAUUGAUAGAGCUGCUGGUCGCGCUCAACAAAUGACUUUAGCCGCUUCAAGGUGGAGUGUGCUAGAUCAAAGUAUGAAAGAAGAACAACAAUGGCUUAGAGUAGCUCAACAAAGAAUUCCUGAUCUUUCUAACGUAACAUCCAUUGACCACGAACAAUAUAUCAAUCUCUAUCAAUCUAUAAGCCUUGACGCAUCACAACAUUAUGCUAAAAUGCUUCGUUUACUGUCUAUUACGGAAGGACUUCAAGGUUUGAUUGUUUGUUCGGGGCUUGAAACGGAAUGUUCUGUUGCGCUUGAUACUUUACUUAAACUUCAAGAAGACAUUGAUUCCAGGUUAACACGCUUAACAGCGUUUAAAGAGAACUGGGUAACGUAUGACAAUCUUAUUGACAGGAUUGAAGGUUGGAUGAAACUAGCAAAUAAAGAGCUAGAACAUAUAACCCCUGAAAAUAUUACAACAACAAGUAACCUUCGUCGUUUUUGGGAAUUAAAAGCACAACAUGAAGUUCAUAAUAACUUGAAAAAUGAAUCUGGAGUUCAAUUUGAAAAGGCCUUAGAAAUACUACCGAUAUCAGAUGAAAUGGUGCAGCGGCAAUUCUUCUCCAAAAUUGAAGAUAAAUGGCGAGAUUUGUCAUCAAGAAUAUGUCACAUUCACACAUCGGCAAUCAAAAACAUAUCUGAUCGCGAUGUUCCCUCUAGUGAAAAGCUUAAUAUACUCGAAGAUGAGAUGAGAGAGUUGAGGGCUAUGUUGGACGCUCUAAAAGGCGUUAUCAAGAGUGACGAUGAAUUAAACCUGUACAUCGAACGUCUUCAAGUGAUGACAAGCCGAAUCGACAGAAUACAGAACGAACUCGGUAGGUUAAGCUUACUUCCCACCGCGGAAUCAGAGCGUUUAGGCGCACUUUUGACUCAGUCUGGAUUACUGGAUGAUCAAAUAGCUGAAGAGCUCGAAAGAAGUAUGCUCUUGAAAGAGAAAAUAGUGCAAGUGCAAGCCGGUAUUGCCCGUUGUCAAAAGAGCCAACGACGCGCCCAACUGACUUUGGAAGAGUGUGAAGCAGCCGAGCGCCUCGGAAGCGAUGUUGUAGAAAGAGCGUCACAAACGUGCGAGAAGCUGAUAGAAGAUCUAUCAACGCAAUGGCGAGACAUUCUAGCGCUAAGACAAGCAUUGCACACAUUGCCUACAGCACUUCGCGUCUGCGUAUCACCUAUAAGCAUUGAAAGGGAUAUUUCUGCCCUACAGGACACACACGCCGAAUUGGAAGCCGCUUGCAACGAGUUGAGCGUUCGUUUGCGCAGUAAAGUACAGCUAUGGAGACGAUUCGAACGUCAACUAGAACUGGUGCAGGGCGCCGUACGCGAGGCUGACUACAUGGUAGAACUGCUCACGGUACAGGGCCAAGUCGACUAUGAUCGUCUGCUAAAAGCUACUGAGAAACUUGAGACACUAAGUGAAUCACUGUCACGUCGGAGCGGUGAGCUGGUUGGUUCGCUGCGUGAAGCCGCGGCGCCACUAGAGUCAAGCUGUGAGUCCGGCAUCGCCGCCAAGCUCAGGAAAGAGCUGGACGAUGCGGCUGCGGCAUACGAGCAUACCUGUUCAAACCUAACGCAGCUCUGCGACAAGUAUCACAAGGCGGUGGAGCUGUGGCGACGAUACCGCGAGGCGGCGGCGUGCGUGCGCGCCUUCGCCGACCAGCACGAGGGCACGUUGCACGCGCUGCGGCCACACGACGCUCCGGCAGCCGCGCAGGCAUGUCUAGAACAAGAGGCAAGAGUAGCAGAACUCAGGUCCCUAGCCGCACGAGUCGCAGCAGAAACCGGCUCCAGAGCAUUACAGGCCGAUGCGGACGCACUAGCCAGGAGACUGCAGCUUGUCGCUGGCGCUGUUCAAGCGCUGGCAGAUCUUGGUGAAGCUAGACAGCUGGCAAGAUCUAAAGCACAACAUGCCAAGGAGAUGUUCUGUGAUAUGAGACAGGAUUUGACCCCAGUCCAAGAAGACGGAGAAAUAGUUGAAGACAAAUUAAUAGCUCUGCGAGAAAACCUUAUCGCACUCGGCAAAGGCGAGGCUGACAUCGCUCCCGCUAAGGCAGAGCUUCCGGACAUCGACCGGGACGUGUCAGACGAACAUUCCAUUGUGAGAAUAUUAGAACUAUGGCAGGCCAUGUUCAGAGAUACUUUCUUACACUACCAUCGUUUAUCAACGGCACUGGUAAGGUCCGGAGACGCAGCGACUGCUCUGCGAUUAUGGAACGAAUAUUUAUUAGACUUACAAUCAUUCCUAUCCGGUUCCGUACCGGCUGAUUACGAAAAUUUAACCGAACACCGCAGACUUUGCAGAGUACACAGAAAUCUUCUAGCAUCACAACGAUCAGUGUUGAUGAAUGAAAAUAAAGAUUCUAAAAAUCGUGAUCUAGCUGACAAAUUUGACACACUAACCAAUCUCCACAAUGAAACUUUGGCGAGAAUCGUCGAAAGACACGACGAGGUAUGUACUCGUAUCGCGGCUUGGGACGAGUACAUACAAAUAUACACCGAACUACUUCGAUGGCUCAAGGAAAUAGAAAGGGAAAAAGAAAAGUUACAGCUGAGAUAUGUACAUAUAAAAAGGAUACACAAAAUUCUAUCUAAUAUUCAGAAUCUUGCAGACAAAUUACCCGAAGGCAGAAAGUUUUCGGAAAAGCUAUUGGAAAAUCUAAAGAAAGUAAUGGAAUUCACAGAAGAAACCUAUGGUGCUUCUGUAAGAAUGGAAUAUGCGGGUAUCGUUAAGAGAGUUGACAAUUUACAAGCAAGUCUUGAUACUUGGCGUGACUUCCUAACUCGAAUACUUGGUCUUAUUGGAGAAUAUGAAACUUUAACGGAUGACUUAAACAAGUUAUAUUCUAAGACACAAGGUGAGAUUAUGUCUUACUCUGACGAUGACCGACUAUCUAGGCCUCAGCUUAAAAAAGCGAUAGACAAGUACGCUGAUUUAAGAACAAAAAUCGAUAAAACUGAAACAAAACUAGAGGCUCUGAGCGUUAUUCAGGAGCAAUUGAAAGAAUGUCUUAGUCCUCAAGAUAUAAGAAUAGUUAAUCAAAAGGUCUGGCAAUUACGUCAACAGCGCGCUGACCUGGAACACCAACUUUCCAUUAUUAUUCAUAGACUACAAGAACGAUUAGAAAUAUAUACAAUAUUUGACUCUAGGCUCUCUCGGUUUAGCGAAUGGAUAAGAACACUCGAAUCCCGUCUCGAAACGACCACAUCUAAUAGUGACUUAGGAGCAUUGGAUCCUCAAGACUUGGUCAGAAGGAUUAAUUCAGAUAUUCAGGCGGAAACUUCGCUGAAAGAACGGGAAUUUGAAUGGCUUGCAGAAACAGGAAGCGUUUUAACUGAUUUGGCUAAAAAAGAUGAAAAAGCAUACAGCAAAAAUACAUCAAAACAGUUAAAAGACAUUCAAGAACGCUGGCAUAAUUUGCAAGAAACGGGACGAAAUCGAAUAGCUAAGAUCAAUGAAUUACUCGAAACAAUUUCUCAAUUAGAAGAACGAUUGACGGAAAUCAGACUUAAAUUACACACCAUAGAAUCUAAUCUUUCAACGCCAGUCAUACUAGAACAUUUGACGACUAAAGCCGUUGAUACUAAAUUCCAGGAACAAGACGAAAUACACAAAAACAUUGAAAACGAGAGCGGAGAAGUUGGUAAAACGCUAAACCUUUGCGAACUCGUAUUUAAUGAUGCUGACGUGCUUAAAGGUAACUUUGAUUUGCGGAAUUUACAUACGGGAGUAGACAUUGUUGAAAAGAAAUGGAAAAACAUCUGCGAUAUGUCUGAGCAACGAAAGAAAGCAUUGAAGGAGGUUCGAAAAUCUGCUGAGCUGUCUAAUUCUCUGCUACCCAAAGUUGAAAAGAAGCUUGACGGAAUAGAAAAGAGAGUCGAAAAGAUCGAAACCCGCAAACAAAGAGGUGAAGCUGAAGAUGAGACUGUUUCGAAGGCUGUGAUUAAAGAUUUAGAUACCUUAGAAGGAGAUGUUAAGAAAUUAGAGGAUGCAUAUAGCCGUAUAGCGUCAGCGAGAGGAGUUGAAGUCCGAGGGCCUGGGGCUGAUGAUGCCGCAAGGCUCAGAACGGCGGUACGGCGAUGGCAACAACUACGUUGUAGAGUAGACGCGGCUGGUGCAGAUGCUCAUCGACAAUUCGUCGCAGCUCAUGGAAAGGCGGUAGUGGCGUUAGCAGAGGCAGAUGUUAGGUUAACGAGAGCAUUGCAUCUCGCUCCGAUUCCAUCAGAUAAAGCUGCCACCCUCAAAGAAUUAGAUGGUGUGGAGUUGGAACUACGUGAGUGUGAAGCGUUAGUAGAUGAAGCAGAUAGAUUGUCAGUAUCAGUAGCUAGCGUGUCCGGCGUAUCGGAUAUGGUGAGCGAGUAUCGCGCACUGUUUGCUGACGUCAGGACCCGGCUGGACCUCGCGAGGGCUGAAGUGGUCGGUGACGUGGACACUGCUGUACAGGUCGACACAUUAAAAUGGGAGACUGACGCAGCGUUACAAGUAGACACAUUAACAUCCAAAGAGACAUAUCGUGUCGAACUGGCGUCUGCAGUUAAAGAAACAUCAGAAUCUCUAGAAGCGCUCCGAACAGCACUACUCCAAGAACUAAAAGAAAACACUGGCAGCGAAGAAUUAGCUACAGCAGCUAAAGAAAUAGCUAAAGCUGGAGCUAAGCCCGAACAAACACUAGAACUGGCUAAGCAUCUAUCAGAACUGUUACUAACAGAAUGCGACGCCACCGAGGAAGAAGCGAUGUUGAAGGAGGUGGAAUCUCUCUCAUUAAGAUACGAAGAUCUCUUGACUCAGGCCAAGAAACGCGAACUACAGAUCAACAAUCUGAGGUUGCCCCACUCCGCGUCGUACGCUCUCACGUGCGAACAUGAGUCCGGUCGCGUCACGUGUCCCCUGUGCUCCGAUCGAAACUGGAAGCAGCUCGACAACGACCUGUGGCGGCUGGAGCAGUGGCUGCAGUUCGCGGAGGCCACGGACGAGGCGCGUUCCGAGCCGCCCGAGCAGUACGACGCGCUCGAGGACGCGAUACAGGAUCACCGCGAGUUCCUGCUGGACCUGGACUCUCACAAAGCGCUAGUGGUGUCGCUGAACGUGGUGGGCGCGCACGUGACCCGCCACGCGCGCCGCGCGUCCGACGCAACGCGCGCGCGCGAGCGCCUCGCCGCCGCCAACCGGCGCUGGGACGACGCCUGCGCGCGCGCCGCCACCUGGCAGGCCACGCUGCAGCACGCGCUGCUGCACAACGCACAGUUCCACGACAUCGUGGUGGAGCUGGUGGAGCAGCUCGCGGCAGCGGAGCGCACGGUGCGCGCGCGCGAGCCGCUGCGCCUGGCGCGGCCGCCGCAGGAGCUGCGCGACGACUUCCGGCGCUUCAGCGAGCUGCGCGACGAGCUGAGCCGCGCCGAGCCGCGUGUGCUGGCGCUGCGGGACGCGGCGCAGCUGCUGCGAGCCGACGCCCAGCACGUGUGCCGCAGACUGGGCGAGCUCCGACUACGCUUGCAAUCCCUCCGCAAGCUGUCCGGCGUCUAUGCGCUGAAGCUGGGCGCAGCGCUGGCUCGCUCUCCGCAGCACAGCUCCGCACUCGCCGCCGCCGCCGCCAGCGCCACCGCCGCCACCACACAGCUGUUGGAGGAGGACGAGCAGCAGCUGCCGGCGAUGACGCUGCCGCCGCUCGACGAUGCAGACGCGCUGAGCGAGGAGCGUGAGCGGCGCGAGCUGAGCGGCGUGCGGCGCGGGCUGCGCUUCGUGUGCCGCGUGGCGCGCGCGUCGCUGCCGUUCCAGGCGCUGCUGCUGCUGCUGCUGGGCGCGGCGGCGCUGGCCCCGCUGGCGCCGCCCGACUGCCGGCCGGCGCCGUCGCUGACGCCGGUGCUGCGCUACCCGCACGGGCCGCCGCCGCUCUAGACACAUUCCGCCUGUAAAUACGACGAGAUUUUUGUAUAUUUGUAACGUUGGGUGACCCGUGGCGCGGCGGUAUCGACCAUUAUAUUAUAAUCGUUAUUUAUGUAACCCGUAUUUAAAGAUGGCGCCGCACAAAUGUAACGUGACGGCUUUCUGUACGCACUCACGCAUUGUUACUUAACCACUAGGGUAAGGGCUCCGAUGACGUCAAUAAAGCCUUACGUCGAUCGAA